ACAGAAAGAGCUAAGCUAGAAGAGCUACUCAUCAAGGCAAACAGCAGCGCUGCGAAAACGACUUUUACCCAUCCGCAUCCAACAUCAACGACGUUAAAACCUGUCGGAUUUCUCACAUAAAUGUUCCUAUGGAUUACUAAUACACUUUCGUCGAAGAACAGGAGUGUUUCUCAACUUGACAGCAUAGGUAAGCCUGCUUUUGUUCGGUAGAGCCGUCGCUAUUUUGAACAUUUUUACUAGCUUGCUUCCCUGCUGCUACCAAGGCAACCUUGACGUUAGCUAACUUGUUAACUAGAUUUGCGAUAUGUUCGAGGGGUGUUUUAGGAAAUGAAUGAAUGAAUCGGGCUGCAAAAAGUCAAUUCGGUGUGGGAGUGGGGCUUAAGUCGGAAAAUGAACUCGAUGAGUGCAGCGAGGGGCUGUGUUACUCCGGGCUUGGAUAGUUCCAGACAGGCACCGGAGGAGGAGUGCUGUUCAGCGGAGGAAUCCUCGGGAGGUUGUCGUCGAGCUUUGCCUGUCAUUAUGCUCCGAUUUAAAAGUGAAUUUUCACGAAAUAACCGGCGACUACUGCGUUUAAUGUAUUGUGUGGACACGUAUGACCACUGAAUUCAAGUACAUGUAGGAAUGACACGGCUGCAUGAUGAGACAGCGACUACAGACAGUCAUUUAACAGGUUAACUGCACUCUUAGACUUUCUUACAAUAACAUGUUGUUUCCAUUUCACCCCUAAUGCAGUUAUUUUUCUCAUUGUUGAUUGGUUUUUGCUGAUCAUUUAAUUAUUUUUCCCGUCUGCCUGUGCUCCAGUAUCUUCUGUACGGUGGCCCUGGAGGGUGAAUGCACAAACAUUUCAUGAGCUCUAAAACAUUUUACUGAAUGCAAACAACAGUCAACAGAACAAAGAAAUAGUUCAUGAAACUUAAAAAACAGUGAGCAAAAAUGUUAUACUGAUGUCUUUAAAUGUUAAUUGUAACAUAAGUGUUUCCUAAAAAUCCUUAAAACAAUUCAUAAAUGCUAAAAUAUCUGAAAUGAGUGCACAAACAUUUUAUGAGCACUAAAACAUUUUACUGAAUGCAAACAACAGUCAACAGAACAAAGAAAUAGUUCAGUAAAUUUUUAGAAAUGAGCAAAAAUAUUAUACUUAUUUCUUUGAAUGUGUCCUAAAAUUCUUAAAACAAUUUACAAAUGUUAAAAUAUCUUAAUUAAAUAAAAAAAGAUUUUUAAAAACACAGUAAUUUAAUCUCAAAAAAGGUAUUACAUUUAAGAGAAGAGAACAAAAUGCCAGAAGAAGUAGUCAUGACUUGUGAAAGUAUUUGAUUUUAUUUAAUUUGAUGCAUUUGUAUUUUAAUGUAUUUGAUGUGCAUUUAAUGCAAAUCCUGGAAUGUAAAAAUAUUUCACAAGAUUGGAAAAUAUUUCACAAGAUGAAUGCAAAAAUAUCACAAAUUACAAAAGUAUUUAAUACAGUGAUUUUGAAAAACUAAUUUAAUAGUUUUAUCUGCAAGAAAGUUGUUGCUUAUAAUGAAUUUUUUCCCCCCAAUUUUUUAGAUUAUUAUUAUUAUUUGUCCAAUUUUAUAUUACCUUUUAGGAAAAACCUUUCGCUUCAAUUAUUAUUAUUUUUUGUAUGUGUAAAUACAUAUUUUUACAUUUUAAUCUUUAUGUCUCGGGACACAUUUAUGCUAUUGAGUAAAUGUUUCUAUGUAUACUGAAUUAGUUUUAAGCUCCUUUAAAAUAUUUUGCAUUUUUUAAAUUGGUUUUUAGGAGUCAUUAAUUACUUUCUUUCUGAGUGGAUAAUUAUUUUUGAUUUUUUUCAUGAAAUAUUAGAGUCAUGAAAUGUUUUUACAGUUCACCGUCAGGGCCACCGUACAUCAGCCUCUCUGUAUUGACUUGUCUCGUGUUGGUUGUGACAGAUAAGCUUCUUUAAUCAAAAUAACUGGUCAGUUUGAUCAGUUAUGGCUAAGUUGCCGUGCAGGGUGGACUAUUUCCCCUCUGUCAUUGAAAGGAUAUUCUGUAUGUUAUUCCUAAAGCUGUGUUGGCGUGACCAGUUUCUCCCUUAAAUCCUCACCGGACAUGUUUAAAAGGUCUGUGCGCUUUACUGAGACCCGGUGCCAGGCUCUUUGGAGGGGAGAAAACACAGUUAAGUCUCGGGUUGUGUGUGUGCAUUAUUGUCGCUGGUGGUCAACAAUCACUCACUUGCAGAGAAACCGUCUGGGGCGGAUGACAUUGUAUCCCCCCGCGAUCAUUCACGAUCUAACAAACGAGGGCUGCGACCUUGGCUCAUGUUGGAACAAUCAAAAAUGUUGUCGUUGUUGUCUGUUGACGCGAUGUUGCUGCGUUACAAGUCUUCCUCGAGCUUGACCUUGUUGCGAACCGUUUUCGUCGACUUGUUUCUUUGUGAGGAGCUGUGAACAGUCAGCGAAAAACAGAGAGAGAACGAGGGAGAGAGGGGGAACAUUUUGUGAGGAGAGAAAGUGACUUUAAGCGGAGCUGCAUGGCUGACUCUCACUUUGUUCGGCUGUUAUUACGCACACGGCUUUAACAUGACAUCCCCAUGAAGGUCCUGUUUAGCUGCCGUGUUAUUAUCGCUCUGUUUUUGCUGUCGAGUGCACUCUCUGCAGACGAGGUGGGAAGCGAAAAUGAACUGUGUCGGACUGUUUUUCUCUUUUGGAACAAAGAGGGUGUCUUCGAGAGGAAUCGGUGAAUAUUAUCAGGUGAUUUGCGACUACAGUGCCAGCCCUUUUGCAAAUGUUUGUGCGCUCAAGUGUUCUCCUUUUUCUUAACCGACUGUCAGCUAGUUACAGAAAUGGCGUCAUCCUCUGCUGUAGCGUCGGUGCAGACAGGAGGAACAGCACGCUGCUGCUGCUGCUGCUGUACUCAGAGAGCCGAGCACCAUGCGCCCCUUUACUGUAUCUCUAACCUCUUAAUCAUCCAUGCAUUUGUGCAGACCCCCCCUCUCUUUGUCCGGGGACUAGUUUAGCUCACCCCCUUUUGCAGCCUUAAAGCAGAUCUGCCUCCCCCUGCUCGCUGACUCUCUACAGUAACACAGGGGCAUUACAUAAACGGCUUUAAGGGGCUCUGCGAAUGAGAGUGAUCAGCCUGCCACGGUUUUACUUUGCAACACAGAUAUUUUUGGGAAUGUGAGCAGCACACGAACCAUUAGGCUCUAUUGCAUUAGUUGGGAUUAUUCAAGCAAAUUAACCUCCUCUUAAAUCAAUUACACCCUUCUAACCAGAGUCCACAGACUGAGGUAACGUGAGCAGACUGUGUUGUUUCCCCUGUCCUGUCAAUGUAAAGCGUGCACAAAACGCCCAGCUCUUUCAUUGUGUAUCCAGAACAAGUGAUGUCAUCAUAACAGACUGAAGUUGGCACUGUCUGCGCCGCCUAACAGCCUCUCUAACCUCUCUGUUUUUCAGCCUCGGUUUCUUCACACUGGUCACCUAGAGGACUCAUAGAGAGAUGAAGGUAUGUCCAUUCAAUUUUUUUUUCUACUCAUGCAUGUGAUUAAUGCCUCAGGGAAACUCCUUUACAUCAUUACUACAUUCUUAAUUCCAUGUGAGCCGGGACAUCGUGUUGAUUGAAACAGAAUUUGACGGUCAGAAAAUCAUCUAGUUUCUGAUCUGAACAUUUUAAUGAAAGUAUGUGCUCAUUUUAGGAUGUAUAGUCGGAGUAUGAUGCAUCACCUCCUCUCUUGACAAAGCUGUAAAUGUCUCGAGAAGAGGAGGGGGACCAGUUUGUGGAGUUUUGAAAGUGUUAUAAUGUCUCAUUCUUGCUUGAUAGGAUUUCAGCUGCUCGACAGUCGGGGAUCUCUUUUGCUGCAUUUUAUGUGUUAUGAUGCACCAUGUGUUUCCACUAGAGACAAUUUGGUACUCCAGGCAUGCCAAUUUAGCAUCUGAACUCUCCUACUACAGAGCCAUGCUGUUGUUAUAUGUGCAAAAGGUACUUCUGCAUCUUAGUGCUGAAUUAUGCAAAGUCUGUAUGUCUGGAUGGCACCAUGUGUUGCUCCAAUUAAUAGAGCCCUCUGAAGGUGGACGUUACCUAUACAGUGGACAUUUCUACAUCCACAAACCAUCAGAAAUGCUUGGUUUUAAACUGUAUGCAGAUAACAACCCUGGCGGUUGCUCUCUGCUUAGGAGUGUAAGAGUCCAUGAUUUCCAAAACGAAUGUGAAGUUCUGAUCAGUCAGACCACAGGACAGGGACUUGAGCUCAAAGAGGUUACUGGUCUUUUUGAUCAUAUGGUUCGUACAUGGUGUCCACACCAGUGGGCUGUGGACAUGAUUUUGAGUUCAUGCAGUGAUUUCCACUACAGAGUCGUGUCUGUUUUAAUGCAGUGCAGCCUGAAGAUCACAGCCAUCCAGCAUUGUUUAUUUUUGGCCUUGCCCCAUUUGUGCAGAGAUUUCUGUGGAUUAUAAUAAUAAUAAAUUUUUAUAUAACACACUUUUACAGGUGCUCAAAGACACUUUACAAAGAAAAAAAGCAAAUUAAAAUACAGAUAAUUUUGAGAAACAAAACCAACAAUGAAAAAGGUAAAAAAAAGACACAAUAACAGAACAGUUCACAGGUUAAAAGCCAAUUCAAAAAGGUGUGUUUUUAGGAGUGAUCUAAAAGUAUGGGGGUCUCAGAUGGGUCUGGGGAGUGAACUCCAGAAAGUGGAGACGGCAGCGAAGAAGGCUUAUCUAAAAGUUUUAAUAACAUGCUACAUACAUUACUCUUGAAUUCUUAGCUUUACUUCUGAGAGACUCGGCUACUCUAGAGUGUUCUUUUCAUCCUCCAGACUUGUUACUAAUCUGUUGGAAAUGAAUUAAAGUGGCUGAGAGAUGUUCCCACAACUUUUCCAGUGUUGUUGGCAUCAGGUGUGAAAUAAGCAUUUUUAGAAAACAUGAUUUGCAAACCCAUCAAAUCCAGCUCGAUCAACAUUUCACACAUUAGCGUCCCAUCUCUUAUGGAAUAGAGGUUGUCCUUUUGCAUUUCUCAUUCCUUUUUAAUUCCUGCAUAAACCCGUCUUAAACCAUGCAAAUCGGCCCUAAAAUGUUAACUGUAAUAUCAAUGUUUAUAUGCAUGGCCUCCCCCCUUUUGUUCCCAUGAAUAAGGCGAGUGUGAACUUUUCCUAAAUGUCAGUUUGGUCCUGUUCAAACACACCGAGACGAGCCGCCUGGACGUAAGCCAAAGUAAUACAUUUAUUUGAUAAGCAUGAUAAUGAGUUUCCAAAAGCUGCAGCUGCAUUUGCAAACACAAAUCGUGCACUGUUACUCUGAUGUUAUGCUUUGUUGGGUUAUAUUAUUGAAUUACACACAUAGAAGGAGCCUCAGUGUGUUUGCUGAGUGAUGGAUUUCAUUUUAAAAAGUGCUCUCAUAGUAAGAAGAUAACCUAAAUCCACGCUACAUGUGCGCCGCACGAUGAUACAUGGAAAACAGAAUAAAUGAGCUGUGAAAUUUACUAAAUAUUCAAAGCGAUGGUGUUGUUGUUGUUGUUUUCUCUGGCCUGGUGCAAUUUGUAAAAUUCACAGCUGUCAGUGUUUGAGGAAGAGGCUCUGAGGACUGCUUUGUAAUCUUUCUUAUAGAUCAUUUUUUCAGCUGUUGCGUCUUAACUUGUCAUUUAGACACAAAGCUGUGGAGGUGGUUCACUUUCAUUAAAUAAAUAUGACAGAUUUUGGUAUUUAGCGCUUUUUUAAUGUAUGACGUGACAGGAUGGUGGGAUAAGCGAGUAUGAGAUGUGGUCACUUUGAGACUGUGGAAAUUAGAAGCUGCUUUAGUCAUGAUUUGUUGUCUGUCACUUUGGUAUUAAUGAUGUUCUGCUUGUUGUGGUUAAUCAAACUAGCCCACUACCCACUAAUAGACAUGUCAGCAGUGUCAGGGAGUAUUUUAUUUAAAUGCAGUUGGAGGCGUCAGGACAUUGGAGCAUAGUGAGGGUAGUAGUUAAGAUGAAUAUUUAGGAUUGGUGUUUUUUGGUCAAGUGAAGCUGAUGGACAAACUGUACGUAAACACAGAGCUUUCCAUUGUGGAAACACUUCACCAGCUGCAGCCCUGAUGUGAUGUGUGUGAGCAGGAGAGACCAAGCUUGAGAGGAGACGAUAGUGUUUGUUCAAAAUUUGCAAAGUGACAGAAAGAGACGAGACAAAGGGUUGUAUCUAACUUCUCCAAAAAAGGGGGUCGUGGUCACUUUGAGCUGCUGCAGGAAACAGCAGUAACAGCAACAUGAUGGCUGCACAGGAAGACGUUUCAGUAGUGAUGUCAUGUGACCUACAUGUGGAUACCAAUAGAAGAGUUAACGGUAGCUUUUUUCUGCUGAGCUAUCAGGGUUUCAGCUAUUCAGAAAAAAUCAGACAGAAGCUCAAGGCAGACAUAGAUGUGCACAAAAGCACCAAGUAGCAGCAACAAACUUUGGCUCAACUUCAAAUAAAUGAAUUUGAUUAUUUUGACUGUUAACUUUCCUCACACCAGUGCAGUCGUCUCCUUCGUACGGUCUUUCCUGAGCUUGAAGUGUGUUCAUGUUUUGAAAACUGAUGGUGAUGUGUUGUCCUGCAGUUUUCUUGAGUGAACUCAGCGUCCUGAAAACAUUCAGGUCCUGUCGUUUUCUCUGUUUUUUGUAUUUGGAUGAAGGUCUGACAUGUGCUUGUAUGAAAAAGUGUAGAAACGACCCACUUAAAAGGCUUAUAUUCUGAACAAUAUGGUUAUUACCUACUGCUGAUGAUAUUAUUACAUGACCUGCAGGACAGCUGCAAAUAAAACUGAAAAAAACUCCAACUCCUCACACAUAUUUCCAUAUCUAUCCUGGGGUAUUAUGUUCACUAUCGACUCUAUCAUGUUGACAAAAUUCACAUGGAAGUCUGCCAUGUUUACUAGCUGCACUCUCAAGCUGGAUAAAGUGUUAAGGAACAUUAACUUGUCACCUCAAUGCUGUUAAAUAGUUGCAAUAAGCACAUAUGAGAACCUCAAAUAAUUACUACGACUCGCAUGUUUUAAUUACCUCAUCAUAUUAUUAAAGAUUACACAGUUAUGUAGCUCAUCAACACCCUAUUAGUAGACUAGCUAGAAAGCGUGCAUGCUCUCUCUCUUUGUGCGAACAUGCUGCAAGAGACAAAGUGCACAACAACAUAGGGAUGCAGCGUAUUGGAUUUGUAUUGAUAAAAUAAUGCUGGUAUUUUCAAACUUAUUAUUAACACCUAUUUUUUAUUGUAAAAAAACACCAAGUUUCUCUUGUUAUAGAGUUUAUUUACCUGAAACGUGUCCUGACAGUCCUUUUUGUUCUAAAACAGACACAAAACAAGACAAAAAAACAUGAUUCUCAUACAAAUUUAUGACUUUUAGUUUAUUCAGUGAUGUGUCUGCUGUCUGAUAAUGAGGCUGUCUCUUGUUACAGACUUUUUAUUCAUCUUUUAUGGCUGAUUCUGACUUUAGAGAGCUUUAUUGUCCCCAAAAGGAAAUUAGAUUUGCAGUUUUUGGUACAAAAACAGUUAAAAAGACUCAAUAGACACAAACAUGGGGGCAUCACAGUGGCAAAGAACCAACAGCUGAUUAAAAGCGACCUUGAUCAUUAUAAUCAAUGUUUGUUAGUACGGUUUAAUACUCUGAAAAGUCUUUGUUUAAUUCAGGUCUUCUCUGAUGAGGGUUUUUGUUUCACUUUAAAUCACACAGUAAUUCAGUGUCUUGUCAUAUCAUGCAGAGUAGUAUUAGACUGCUCAUUCAUAGUAUUCCUAAGUAGUAUCAGUGUCAAUACUAUUAUCAAUAAAACCCUAAUGAUAGCCGUUGUAUUGUUCCUGUGAUUAUGACCCUCCUCAGCUCGACUCUCUUUGUGCUGCAGACCUGUUUCUGCCGCCUGCAUUCAUACUCCCCCCGCCUGUAACGCCGACUUGAACUGCAUGGUGAUUUGUGGUUAUAUAAUGGAUUGGUUGUGUCACAGGGAGACAAUAGAAUUCAGAUUGUCAUGACCAGAAAUGCUCUCCAGUGAGCAGAGAAUCGAGGCACAGACGAUUAAAAAGGAAAAGAGGUUAGCAGAUACAACUUCUUUCUCACCCUAGGCUAACGUCGCUGCUACAAGAGUCUACUCGAAUAAAGCUUAAUCUGUGAAAACUCAUUUAACUGUUGCCUACAGUGCCCGUGCCGUUUUGCAGUUAUUACUCACUCCAGCUGGAUAGCAGCGCUCUCAAAUUGGAUGAGCCUCGUUCUUACACUGGCUUGUUUCAUAACGGCUGACAGGAGUGAUGCUCUAACAGUGACAUCUCCGUUUUAAUGUUGUAGCAUUAGUUGUAUUUUUUAAACGUGCUGCUCUGAGUCAUCUGGCUCUAUCGAUGCUUAAGGAGUGUUCUCUUAUUUUACUGCUCAGUAUAGCUGGAGCAGCUGCUCACUGUCUCAACUGUAAAUUAGUCUGCAACAAGGACAGAUUUUCAUUACGCUCACUUAGUGUUUUCUCGUCUCUUUGGCUCGUGAUCCGCAGUUUUCCUCAUCAACAAUACUUGCAUUUCUAAAACUGCCUGAAACAUUAGACAUCGUACAGGUGGUCUGAUGAGCUGGAUGAGAUCUUUUUAUCCAAAUUGUUUGAAUUCAUUAUUUACAGUCUGCAAACAUCAUGUCAGUUUCUUACAAUGUUUUUGUCUUUUAUGACCAGGCUGCUAUGUAAACCAUAUUGGUGUAUUAUUAACUCUAAGCUUUUGUAGUAUUUGAUCUCUUACUGUUGAUGUGAUUUCAGUGUACUGGACCUGUUUUUCCACAAUCCAUCACUUAUUUUAUUUGGUUAUUUUUAUUUGGAGGAACGUAUGAGUAAAUUUACUUUUAACAAGGUGCAAUGAAAAUAGUCGCCAUAACUUUACAAGACGGUUUAUCUAAAAAGGCCAGAAAGGUAAAAAACCAACAUUUGUACCUGACAAGUUUCGGCGUUGUCUGUGGUGAUUUAUAUGGGUUUUGCCAUCCCACUUGAGAUGGUGGGAUGGCAGUGUCCCCCGACAUGGCUGCAGAGGCAAAGUAGCCGAAACUUGUCAGGUACAAAACCUUUAUUUUUUUACCUUUCUGGCCUUUUAUAGAUGAACUGUCUUAAAAACAAUGCAACAGGCCGAAUGAACCUCUUAAGUAUAGUUUAGUAUCAUUAUUAGUUGUACCAAAUUUCCUGUUUGGACUCGAAUGAAGGAAGCCCUGGUUUGUGCAGAACUAAUCUGGUGCAGUUACUCAGCUUUAGGCCUAACUUAGCAGGGCAAGUUUCUGUUAAGAGCAGUAAUUUAUGGAGUUACAAACACAACAGUAACAUUUACAGCCUUUAAGGAAAAAACACAUAAGUAUUCAAAUAUACCAGUUUUAGCAUUACUUGGCCUGUCGGUGUCACCACCCUAUGAUAAUCUACUACCUGGAUGUAAACAAGCACAGAUGAGAGAUGGUGUCUCAUUUAAGGAUGUGUCCGCUGAAACUGGUUUAUGACCAUGCCACCAGUGCAAGGAGAACUGGAGGCUGGUGGUGCUAGCUCUGCUAAUGUUAGCCACAAUCAAUCACCUGCAGACUCUGUGAUCAAGUGGGACUCUAUGUUCGAUAAAUUGUGCUCAAGUCUGACUGUAUUUAGAGUGUUUUCUAACCUGAAGUCCAGUCACUUGACUUGAAAGUUAGUCGCUUCUUAACAUCCUUAUAACUAGUGUAAUGUGGCACAGCUAAGUGCCUUAAAUGUGCUACUCUCUGGAAUAGUUUAGGUGCCUUUUUGUCAGAGAGAGAUAGGAAAUGUUGGAGCCUAACCCUGAAUCCAAGACAGAUUUUUGUUAUUAUCCAGUUUGUCUCGCUUGAGCAGAAAAAAAUUUUUUUAGAUUAGUUUUUUGGCUUUUACCUUUUAGUGGAUAGGACAGCAAGAGAGGAGAGAAGAAAUGUGAAGAGAGAGAGAGUUGGGGACGGCACGAGUUUAACUCUGACCAAUGUGAUGAGGGCCGCAACCUCUGCAUGUAAAGUGUCUGCUCCACCAACUGGACCAAACUGCUGCCAUAGAUUCCUCUUAUACUGUAUGUUUUCUUUAAGGUUUGGUCAUAUACAUAUAAAGUGAUGGUCAUGCAAUGAAAACACUCGGUAUGAAGUAUGAAAUCCUAACAUGAAAACAAGCAGCUUUUUUUAGCUCCUUUUUUAUUUUCAAUAAAUGAUUUAAUUCAGUCUGAAGAACGAGGUCAGUGUAUUUUGGCGAGGAUGAGGCCUCUUGGCUCUGAUAAGGAAAACCCAGUAACAGUAAAACACCAGGGGAUCCCGACAUGAAAACCAGCAGAGUAUCUACAGACACUAUGGCCGUGUCAGCCUGCAGCUCCUCCAGUUGUGAUGUCGGUGAAGCGCUCAUUUUAAAAAACCUUUAAUUGAAUAGCUUAAUUCAGUGUCGCUCUGACAAAUGUUAUUCUGUGCCGGCUCUGCACUGUGUGUGUCGGUGUUAAGAGAUAAAUCCACUUCUUCUCUGCAUCUCUAAAACUAUUUAAAAGUGGAAAAGUGGGACUCAGAAAUUUCUGUGUUGAAAUCAGCAGGUAUCAGAUUCCCAGUUUCAGGCCACAUUUUGGAGGCAUUUCUGAUACUGGUGGCGGUAUCAGAAUAAUCUUAUCACUGAGUCUGUAAAAACUGUUGUAGUAAGUCUUCUGUGUCUCUGGAGGUAAGAUAUAUCUGAUUGAAAAUGCUGCUGCGGUUUAAAUCUUGAUCCUUGUGUUUUAAAUCAGCCUCCUACUUAAGAGAUCACCCCUUUAAAUUCAUCCGCCUCCAAAGUUUCUUUAUUGUGUCAAAGAAGCUGUUUGUGAGAGUCUUCUUGCACUGCAGGCAAAAAGGUUAUUUUUGCAUUUAGAGGUGCUAACAGCAUGUGAUGUGGCACUGAGGUGAUGUAUACUACAUGUUAAUCCUGUGGGGAAAGCCUCUCUGCUGGUCAGGUGGAGGUGAUGCUGUCAUUGAAGGUUCGGUGCCUGCUUGGAAGUUAAAUGAAAAACGGUUUGCGACACUGCAGACGUAGUGUGGUUUGGUUUGUGUGUAUGCAAGGAGGGGAAUUUUUCAGUCUGAUUACCUCUGAAUUGGAGGUGUUGUACAAGUGCUGGAGUCAGCAUGUUGCUUCACAGGAAAGAAACACACUGAGAGAGUAAGAAUCUGCGACAACUCCACAGAAAGGAUAUGCAAAACAAGGCAUUUGUAUUUUGGGGUUGCUGUAUAUUCAAGUCUACAUGAUUGAUUGAAGUAGUCAGGAAAUGGUUUUAUAUUCAAAGCUUUUAAUGUUCAAAUUCAAACAGAUCGUUUUAUAAAUUCUGCUCGUGCUUCAUGGAGUUUUGGUCUGUGCUGAAUUUUUGUCCAUCGGUGUGUGAAGGAAAGGUAUUAGCGUUGUCCUGUUUGUUUCUAGUUUAAAGCUGCACUGGCAUUGCCAAGGCAGCCCCCGCCGCUGAAGCACCAGUCACUGGGACUGUGGUGACUCUGCUUUCGGACAAAGAGGUGAUUCACAGCAGGAUUAUUGUACGUGUGAGCCGGGCUGGGAGGGAGCUUAAUUCUUUCCUGCGUGCCUCUUGCAUGUUCCUUUGUUUGGCCUAAAAGCCUAUUCACCGCAGCACAACAUAAUGGGUCAAAAACUAUUGUUUAUGAUAUUUCAAUAACACUGCACAGAGCCUGAAUGGGUUUGAAAAGAGGCGCUUAUGUGUGUUUUUAAAGACAUCAAUCCAUUUUAAUCAGCAGAAUUGGAAUAACAGGUUUGUUAUUCAGACGUGUAACUGUUAUGUCAUCCUCUUCACCUGACUCUAUAGGAAGGAACCGGCUGUAACAUCAUUUCCUGUAUUGUUGUGUAACUUAAAACAGCAUCACAUAAUCCUAACACAUAUAUCACGAAAACAGUAUGCGUGUCAGUUUAGCUCAAAGAGAAGUAGGAUCUGGAUUAUAUUCUGCUUUAUGGUGACAACAAUGACCUACAAACUCUUUAUAAAGAAAACAUGCAGAAACAAAGAGGUGACUCUUUAGGGUAGGGCUGCAUGAUAAGAGCCAAAAAUGACUGUUAUGAUUAUUAUUUAAGGAAUUCAGGGACAAUUUCUUACUCUUAUAAUGCUACAGAUAAAAUUUCCGCAGUUUAUUGGUAAUAUUAAAACAUGUAGGGCUGGGCGAUAAACCGAAAAUUUACUGAUACUGAAAUUUACAACAAUAACAAACGUCAUUUUGCCUAUGUCAAGAUAUUCGGUGUCAAAAAAUAAAUUAAUUAAAGUUGGUUUUGGAUGUGUGUAGGUAGGCUAUGGUCCCGUGUCCCUUUAAAGACGCUGUCCUACGUCAGAGACGUGACUCCACCCCAUCCAGUCUGUAACAAAGAGGGAAAGACAGGUGAGGAGAUGGAGGACGGUUCAAAAGUUGUAGCGGCAGCUGAAGUAGACGAAGUUAAUGUGGGAGGGGGUGAGCAGCUUGUGGAGUAGUUAAACUCCAUUUAUCGUUAUCUAGGUGAACUGAUCAAUAUAUCGUGGUAUUGAUUUGAGGACAUAUUGCCAAGCCCUACGUAGAUGUCCUACUUGUAAUCUCCCUGAGAUUUGUAUCCAACACCAGCCCCAAAUACCGUAUUUUCCGCACUAUAAGGCGCACCUAAAAACCUCCAAUUUUCUCAAAAGCUGACAGUGCGCUUUAUAAUCCGGUGCGCCUUAUAUAUGGACCAAUAUUGAGCCACAACAGGUCUCGCAACUACGGUAAGCAGCCGCCGACUUCAUUUUCCCCCGUAGAAGAAGAAGCGCGCGGUGCAUGCUGGGAUAUAUGACUGCGCGAGGCGUGCCGUUUCAUUUCUAUUUGUGUGUUUAUGUAAAGACCCCAAAAUGGCUCCUAAAACAGCUGUUUAUUCAUUUUGGGAGUGAACGGAGUUGUUAGAACGCUGGUUUGUAAUCUAUUAAUAAAGUUUGACUGACCUAUCUGACUGUUUUGUUGACAUUCCCUUUAGCGCAGCUCCAUCUAAUGGAUGCAUAACGUAACCCCAGCCUCCACUGUAGCGUCUUUUCUAUGCGCCUUAUAAUGCGGUGCGCCUUAUAUAUGAACAAAGUUUUAAAAUAGGCCAUUCAUUGAAGGUGCGCCUUAUAAUCCGGUGCGCCUUAUAGUGCGGAAAAUACGGUACUUGUCCAAGGUUUAUAUUUGAAGCCUUUCGGGGAUGGAGUGUGUGUGUGUUCUGUCCUUGCUCCCUCUCCUCCUCUGUUUAACUAACACACACACUGAAUCCCCCUGCUCUAAGCCCGCCUCAUACAUCAGAAGUUGCUGUUAGCCAUUUUUCUUCGAUUGUGGUAAAGCCAAAAUUAUGAUUGAGUCUAAAAUUCAGCAUAUCGUGCAGCUGUUUGGAGUAGAAAUGAGACUCAAGGUAAAUCUCUGAUCUGAAGGAGGAGGAGAAAAAAAAGCAACAAAAGAUUCAAAGGGAACAAUUACGUGAUUCAUUCAGAAGGCAGCUUUCUUUUUCUGGAGCGGCGGCUGCUAAUAGAAAGUGAAAGGGUAGGUGUAGAUGUCAGGAAGGUUGGCCUACAAUUGUUUAUUGUAUUUUAGCUGCUCAUCCUUUUUCAGCUAAUCGAUCAACCCAUUUACAUCGAGUCUCAGGAACCAGUUUUAAAUCUCAGAAAUUUGUGGAUUUAGAAAGGCGCAGGAAUUUAGUUUCCACUUUCUGCUUCCUUUCAGCGACAUGAAUCUGAAUGAGAGUGGUUUAGUCGUCCAAAGUGAGGUAUAGCACACCUAGCAUUGUGGCUAACACACUUACUGAUGACGUGUAACUCAUAACUCCACCCAGAAAUGCUGGAAUAUCCCUUUAACUGUAUGAGGACAGGGAGUUGUUCAGAGAGAUGUGCAUGUCUUUUUCUCUCAAUCUCAGUUUGUGGAUACAGGACCCUCUGUUUCUGUCUCUGAGACUCCUUUGUGGCCCGCCAGUUUAUCAAAAUGAAGACUCUAUCGUAGAAAUGUUCAUAUUCUGAAUUAUGAUGAAGUUUUAACUUUCUACCUGCCUUGUAAGAGCGCCAAACCAAACUAGUUGUGCCUGCUUCAUGACUCAUUAGAGCUGAUCUUAGGCCAGAGUCUGACUGCAGGAGUUUGAAACCCUAACUGCUUAUAAAAUCCUGUUGCAUCACACACAUAAGAAGAAAAGUUCAGAAAAAUUCUUCCCUCUGAUCUGAAACAUGCAACCGCUACAGGAUAUGAAAGCAAUUUCUCAUCACUCACUACAGGAUAUUAUUAAGAUUAUUGUGUGUCGGCGAGGGAGCGACGCACAGCCUCCAGUGACCUCGUUUGAUCUCACCUGUUCUCACGGUCAGAGAAGUAGAUGUGAACAAACAAAGUGCAAAACAAAAGCAACAGACUCAAGUUCUCUAAGAACACUUGAGAUGAGACACUGUAAACUUAGAGUGUUUGUUUGACAUGGUUUACUGCAGUCCUACUCUGGGAGUUUUCUUGUUAUCAUCCAGAUUUGAGCUCCUAAAUAUUAAAGUCAAAAAGAUGUUUGGUGUCUAGUACUAUGGCUGGGACCCUAUAUGUCCUGUUGAUGAAGUUAGGUGCUGUUCUGAGCAUUAUUUGUGGCUAUAGAGUGGCGUUUUGGUUGAGGUUUGUUUAUGGCUCCUCAGAACGCUGUGUAUUGCUAUCGUGCGGUCGUUACUAAAGUUGGUAGAACUAGAGAAGCAAACAGUCGGCAACAUUCAUCUCUUGAGGGGAUGUCUAACUCAGUGUUACGGUGUGUUUGACCCUCAAUUAAUUUUAAGCCGGAAUAUCCCUUUAAUUUCUGCCCCAUUCAGAGUGAUAAAUCAGGUAUGAUUUGGCCCAAACCUGUGAAAGUCUGAGUCGAGUAUCUCUAGUUGGCAAACAAAUGUAGUGGAGUAAAACGAACAAUGUGUUCCCCUGAAGUGAGAGCAUAAAAAUUCAUGAUGUGGGAAUACUCUAACACAUUGUCCUUAAGUAAAGAGCUCCAGUAACACAUCACCACUGGUUAUUUGUCUGUAAUAAUGUGAGUGUUAAAGCUGACAUCAUCUGGGUUAGCUAGUCUUGGUACUCUGCAAACAAAGUGAGAUUCAACACUGUCAGAGAUAUGAUGAUCUGAGCUGCUGAAGGGGUUAAAAAUCUGCAGGUUCAGUCUAUGAAGGAGAAACGACCUUUAGAGUUAACUUGCAUGUCUGAGCCUGAAGUCGACUCUUUGAGUGCAUGUGGAGCUGAUCUUGAAUUUUUGCAGAGCCUACCAUAGCGGUGCGUAUCUGCAUGCAUCUAUUGUGCAGCCUCCUAGAAACAUCCUGUGGUCUGUUGUGCAAACUAUCAGGGAUUCCUUCAGCCCCUCCCUGCUGACUGAAAUAAAACCAGGCAGUGCACACUGUAGUGUUUUAAAGUCAACAGAUGACAUUCAUCAUCAUCCCACAACUGUGGCUUUAGUUUUUAAAUCUGCAGCUUCCCUCUCUGAUGACUCCCAGGAAACAUCUUUUCUCUCUCUGUCUUCAGUGGGAUGAAAAUGCUACAGUCACUCCGGCUGUCCAAGAAAUGCAGUAUAAGCAGCAGCAGCAGCGGCUUAUUUUCAGCUGGCGCUCUGUGGAGUUGGCUGUUAAAUUUUUCAUGACCUGAGAGUCUUUAUUGAGCAGAAACUGAUCUCAUUCUGUUGUUGACUGAGUCACUCUGGUAUAUUUUGUUUUAGUAAAGCUGCAAUGAUUUCAACCCUCUCUCUCUCUAAACGAAGCAGGACUGCAGUUUAGCUCUUAGAUAAAGAGAAGGCUCACUUCUUAGGUAACCACAGAGGCAGUUUAGUAGUGAUUUCACAGUCAGAGUGGAGAUAUUUCAUGGGGAACAGCACUGAUGCUCCAUCAUCUCUGUCAUUUACUUUAGAUUGGACCUCUGUAGAGGAAAAAAAGCUUUUAGCGCAGGAACAAAUUAAAGUUCCUACCUCAUGUAAUGUGUUUGCUUCUCAGAAUGAUAUCUGAGCAGACCGCUGAUAUAUCUGUCAGCUAGGGCUGGGUGAUAUUGGAAAAAGUUUAUCGGGAUAUAUUUUUUUCAUAUCAGUCGAAAUCAGUAUCACGAUAUAAAAAAUUCACUUGUCAAUCUUAAAUGUUCCCUGUUACUCCUAAAUGAAAUUUAACAUGUACUCGACAUAAUUUGCAGUUCCCAUUACUCUGCUUCGUGUCCGACCUCAAAAAACCAAAAUACCUCCACACCACCGACGUUUUCGUGCCAGUGUUGUUGACUAUGUCGUCAUCUGUGGAGCCUUCGUCCGCAUGUCUGUUGGGGGUAGCACUCAUUUUCUUUUUUUCUCACCAACAGUGCUGUCUGCUUCACAUGUUUAAGUGCUGUGGUUGCGUGUAGCUGCUGUCUGCUACUACGCAGUUGUUUGCUACUUGGUUCUAAUUAGUGCUGGACGAUAAUUCGAUAACAAUAUAUAUCGAUCGAUAGACGUGUGCUGCGAUAGAAAAAAAACGGGUCGAUAAAAAGUUCGAUAGAAAAACACAGUUUCCCUUUCUUUUUCAUCAUAGCCUAUCAUGUAGCUUUUACUACAGUCAUUACGUCCUCCCAACCAAUCACAAACGCAGACCCAGGUACGCUACGGCACCAAGCCCAGCCCCUAUCAAACCACAACAGACAGCACGUGUAUUAGAAAAAAUGAUACAGCAAGGAGAAGCGGAGGACAUUGUCCCGAAAAAAGGUUUCAGUAGUUCACCAGCAUGGCAAUGUUUUGGUUUUUAGAAGUCUGACAAAAAGCGAACAGCGGUCGUUUGCAAAAUUUGCAGAGAAUUAGUAAAAACCAAGUCUGGUAACACAACCAACUUGUUCUACCAUCUAAACCGAUCGCACCCGCAGGAGUACGAGCUGUGUCGGCCGCGCCGCGGCUCCACGUCAUCGUCGGAGGAAUCCUCUGGAACCGCUGCCAGCACCAGCACAAAGCAUGUGAAGCAGACCAAACUGGACUUCGUUUCUCUCCAAAAAUACGACAAAGCGUCCAAGCGGCAUAAGGACAUCACCCAUGCAGUAACAUGCUCCAUAGCGAGGGACAUACUGCCAAUAACUACCGUUGAAAAGCCUGGCUUCGACCAGCUUCUAGCCACUCUCGACCCGCGAUAUGAAGUGCCCGUCCGCAAGUAUUUCUCAAACACAGCGCUUCAGGCAUGAAAAUGGGUCAGGGGUUGAAAAGGUGAGAAGGGUGCGGAGGAAAUACGUUCCAGUGUAGCUUCUUAAAGUGGAAGAAAAUGAGCUCAUAUUUUACAAAGACGCGAGUAUUUGGAUCAUGGCUACUAGCAGGGGGUGCAUUCGGCAGGGGUGCAUUCUACGACACAACACCGGCGUGGAUAAGUCCUGCUUCUCGUGCUUAGUUUGUGUAUUAAGUCAAUCACAUGAUAAUUAAAAAAAAUAAAUCUCCCGACCCCGGGAGAAAUAUUUCAGUGUUCAGACACCAGGCUGUGGGCAGUUUCCCACACAGUUAAAACUGGUAGUAUGCUAUUCCCACCUAAAGCUAUUCUGUUUAUUUAUAUAUUUGUUUGUUUUGUUUAUUUUCAUCAAAAGACUAUUUAAAUAUUUAUUUAUCAGAUUUUCUGGUCACUUUAGUCUUUAUGUUUGUCAGUAUUUACUGAUGUCACUCAGGCCACUUAAGUUGAUUUCUUUUUUUUUUUAGUUCUUUUUUAAAAAACUUUCAGUUGUGGUAAAAUAAAAAAGGUGGUUGAAUAAAGGUUUGAAUUUGAAUUCAGGGCUUGUGUGUUCUUUAUUAAAAGUAGGUCAUUAAGCAAUAGCAUAAAACAUCCAGGGCUGCAAUUAAAAUAUAUGUUAAAUAAUUAUAAUAAUUAUAUCGAUAAUUAUCGAUAUCGAUCAAUAUGAUUUAUUUUUUAUCGAUAUGCUUUUUUUCUAUAUCGUCCAGGCCUAGUUCUAAUUCAGCACAUGAUUCAGUGCGGUGCGACCCAGAGCAACUCCCUUUUUCAUUGGCUAUUCAUAAAGUCUACCAAAACAUAGCAGAAUGCUGACUUUCAAAAAGCAUAUUGACCAUGUUUCAUAUUGAUAUAGAGGGAAAUAAAUUUUUGGUAUAUAUUGUUAUCGUUUUAUCGCCCAGCCCUACUGUCAGCCUUUAUUAUCAAGGUGAUACGGGUCUAUAACAAGCAUGCACCCCUUAAUCUCAAUCAAACCUUUAUCAAUGUAAAAAAUCUUAUGCUGCGUUCGAGUUAACUCAGAAGUCAGAUGUCGGAGCUGAAAAGGACGUCACACCCGAGUUAACAGCGUUUCAGUUACCAAGCCUAAAAAGCAAAAUCGGAGGCAGAAACAAGAUGGCUACAUCUAUGAAAGUUAUUUUAGCGCCUUCGGACAAGGCAAGCGCUAAAAUAACUUUCAUAAAUGUAGCCAUUGUCAUAUGCCGCAAACCUGGCAGCAUAAAUCUACGGAGAGAAGCUGAGCAAACAACCCAACAUCAGCACAAGAUGACUACUAUCGAGCACACAGUCAGUUCUUGUUCACCUGUUUGCUGAUUGUUUUAGUAUAUGAUGUAAUAAGUCUGUAGGGAGACUGGUUGAAAGGGUGUAUACUGCCACCUAGUGUUGUGGAGGAGGGUGUACUUGUCCAGGACCUGAAUACUGAGACAAGGACAGUGGUCCAGUUUACUGUCCGAUCAAACCAGAACUGAAGCUCAACAUAACCCUGCAUGUAAAUGUCCCGUUAGCGCUCUACAGCCGAGUAAGUCCCUUUGCAGAGUCACAUUUGUGGAAAGUAGGAGCAAAAAAACAUGAGCUUCAUUUUUCAUUCUGCCUUUUCCAAAAGUCUGUAAAUUAUGGAUAUUUUUCAGCCAGUUUUAAAAAAUGCCACAAAGCCGUUUUUUUGGCAGUGAAGUCUCUCCCGCGCUGCUUUUUUUCAAGUCAGAUGUGAUGCAUUAAAGCGGAGCAGAGCGGCGGCGUUUCAAACAGUCAGGCUCUGUUUCUCUUCCACGCCACUCACAGGUGGGUUUGGUCGUGUUUGUAUGAGUUUAAUCAAGCAGGAGGCCUGGAGAGUGUUUUCCACAUCACUGCUACAAGGUGAACAGACAGAGCGGGUCCUGAUCGUACCGCCUCCGUUACCGUUACUUUUGUCUUUUUACAUGCAGAAGCUGGAGUGGCGCUGGAGGCUGGUGAUGAAUGCGGCACGGCUCUUUUUAUGACAGACUCUUGGAUGAGAUCGGCUCUUGUGAGGAGCCGGGUGUUGUGUUUUUAUUUUAAGUUAGUGAGAGGAUGUUACACCUCCCUAAAGGCGCAGGAAUUCCACCUCUCUGAGCUUAGUCAUCUUGAUUGGGUGAACAACUGAGGCGGGGGAACAUUGUCUGUUGUUCAGCGCUGGCAGGAGCGAUGAGAAAAAAAAAAAAGAAAAGAGUCAGUAUUUUCUCCAGACAGCUGAAGGCUAAAUGGCAAUCUAAUCCAAGAGAGGAAUUUUCUUUCAUACUUGUAGCCGAAUGCAGGCAGGCAGGCGGGGCGUUAUUCAGGGAAACAACAAACUGUCUUCUGUUUGUGUUGGCAUGUGAGCAUCACAAAUGCAGAUCUGGACUCUGUUGUGUGAAAUCGCCCCUGCCUUGUUACGUCGGGGGAGGUUUCGGCAGCCACAGCUGUCAAGAUAACCCAGCUGCUCUCUGACUCUGUGGUAUGAAAGAGGAAGAAAAGAGCAGGCUUAGAGCUGGGAAGCAAACAGACGAGUAUUACGAUGACAGAACGGCUCAAACAGUCGCAGUCCAGCUUUGCGUCGCAGCGUCGGCUCACAAAAGCGCCGGUUAGCUCUGGGAGAUGGCUCCUGCGACAUGUAAACCUGUAGUUGGCAGGGGCAGCUGUUUCUGAGGCCAGACUACACUGAGGACUAAUGAGGUGUUUAUCUGAGAGGUGGGCAGGCUGAAGUGCACUGGACUCUGGCCCUGAAGCCCAUCUGUCAGACUCCCAGAGACGCUGCAGGAGAGGAGGCCUGUCCUGACUUGACUGUGACGGGCUCACGGCCUUUUCAACACAGAGGAUAAGAUUUGUCCGUCCACUAACAAACAGGCGUCUAUUUCCAGCCUGUUGUUGUAGGUUUUUGUUUGAUGGAUGACUGACUGCCUUUUUGAUCGUCUCUGUGUAGACAGCUUUCACUUUCUCAUGAUAACUCGAGGAGUGAGAGAAGAAUAGACUCAACCCACAGCAUGAUACAAACUUCCCUUUUCGAGUGUAAGUACCCAGAUUUAUGUUCAAACUUUAGAGAGAUCAGCCCACUAAACUGAUGCUUUAUUUUGACUUUUUACCACCUUUAAUUUUGAAAGGACACAAAAUGAAACCCGCAAGAAAGUAAAGCUACAGGAGACAACGAAAAGAGCUCUUUAAAAAAAUCCACAGUGACAAAUGUUCGCUGUAGUAGGAGAGACAUAAGCUCUUAAGCUGUUGUUAAAUACUCUGUUAUACCUCUCUCUUUCUCUCUCUCUCUGUUACCUGCAAAACAGGUGUAGAGACACUCCUCCACACACACACACACGCCCAAUGAGUACGGGAAGAGAGAGGAGUUUAUCCUUCACAAACAUAAAAAACAAAAGUCUUUAGAUGUUAAAAUUUAUUUUUCGUUUUGACUCAUCUUUUAUUUGUCAUAUUUUCUUGUUUUUAAGUCCCACUAAGAAAAAAAGGUCACUAAAAGAGAAAAAAAAACAUGUUUUUAAGGCCCUCAAGAUAACCAUCUAUCACAGCAAAGGUCCAAAGAAAGUCAGGGCAGAAUUAGUCUUUUUCUGCAAUAAUCAAAGUCUGUUUUUCCCCAUCUCAUAGAAAGUAUUUCUAAAUAUCAGUUUACCUGAAAGUAUCGUGAAAAUAUCGUAUCGUGGCAGAAGUAUCGUGAUAAUAUCGUAUCGUGGCAGAAGUAUUGUGAUAAUAUCGUAUCAUGGGGCCACUUGUGAUUACCACCCCUAAUAUCUGUAAAUACUUGGUUGUACUUUUGCAGAUUAUAGAACAGAAAACAGUUUUUCUUCAGUUAUUUAAACAUUUGUUUUCAAAAGACAAAGUAAAUUUUUUAGUAAAAGAUGUUCUCAGCUUAUUUAUUUCAAGUAAGUCCAGCUAGUGUCGUUGUAAAAGCCAUAUAUAUAAUCUGUUUUACAACCCUGUCAUUGCACACCACUGACAGGAUUCAAGCCUCAACAGUCACACCGUGUUUGAAUCACCUCUGAAGUUGUCACGAACUUUGCUGCUCAGCUGAUGACCCAUUUCUUAUUUUCUUAUUUAGUCAGACGAGCUCUGAAUGCUCAGUUCCACUGUCAUGUUUCCUGGGACUUCUUUCCUCUAUCAUUUCAGCUUCUUCAUUAGCUCUACUCCUCUAGUGCCUGAAAAACACCAUCAGCUCAAGUUCUUUGAGUCUCAGCGGAGGAAAGGAUAAAAACGUGAAACACCACUUUCUAGUAAACAGAGGAGCACAGAAAACAAAGCUGGACUGGAUUAUUACAGUUUGGCAAGAGACCCAGUCUUAUUUUUAGCACAGAGAACGUUUCCACCUCCAACCACUGGUAUCAAUGAGAGAUUUCAGUUUCGGGUUGUUCUGCACGAUAACUCGGCAGGUCGUUGUUUUAGCAGCUGAUAAUUAAAGGGGAGAAGGUGUUUUCUGUUCACACUGACUGUCAGCUGAUCCCGAUGAGCUCACGUCUUAAAAUGUCUCAUAAAUCUGAUUAUUUUUGGAUUGGUGCUUUAAUUAGGAGGUUUUAAAAUUCCUCUUUGUUUUAAUUGUCAGAAAAAAAUCAGAAAAAGAAGAAAUAAGCUUAAAAACUAAUAAGAGACAUGAAACCCUAAGCUGUGUCAUAAAUCAUAUUACUGUUUCACUUUUGAGAAUCACAGUUUGAUAACUUCUGUGUGGGGAUUUUAACUCGGUAUUACACCUAAUUGGGAUUUCUUCCUGAGCUGACACUGUUGCCCCACAGAGAAAAAGGAAAACAAUAUAUUUUUAACAUUUUCUGUGUCUCUGAAUGUGUAGUUACUUCACACCUGAGGGCAAAGAGGCUGAGAGUUAGAGAGCAAACACGUAAAUGUAUUAAUGCUCAAACUGAUGUAUAAAGAUUAAUUCAGGUUCUUCUGUUAUUUAUUUAUCAUGCAACUAUGAUUUAAAGCCCUCCUCUGCAUGCAACACUGGAUGUAGAUAUUAGUGCCUUAUAUUCCUUUCAAUGCAUCUUGUUGUGAUGACAGAGUAGGCUCCAGUUCGGUUGGUUGGACAUAUGUUUUAUCGAAUAUCGGAUAUUUGCACAUGAAUCUUUGAGGAUCUUGUCAAUGUAAACACUUCAUUUGAUCCAGAGAAGGUCUUAUCAGGCAGGAAAAGUCCCCCUGCUGGACAAACUGAUUUAAUCUAAUGAUCAAACCUGAAAGAAAGUGUAGAGUGGGAGUAUUAUUACACAGUCUCUGAGAGAGACAUGAUUCAAGGAGUUUUUAAGAGGGACUUCAGGGGGAGAGAAUAUCAGCUAUUUAAACACAUCAAAUCUCAUAACUCCGAGGACUUUUCCUCCUCCUCCUCCUCCUCUCUGAAUACUUGCACAUGUUGGGCAAAAUCCAGUUGUGCCAUUUUCUUCUGAAACAUUGAAAAACAUCCACACCGGUGAGGCCAGCUUUACUCUUGUGUCAGCUCCUGUUCCUGUUCUCCACUUGUGAGGAUGAACCUCUGUGCAGCCCUCUGUUUCAGAACGUACAGACUCGUUAGAAGGUGAAGAAACCUAACCCUGGAUGAAAAUUCAUUAUUCAUUAAUCAAGUUAAGGACUUCUUGUUUUACCUGGAUUUGGUCUGCAACCCAAAUACUCAAUUUUCCCAUUUUCAGAUGGUAAACUUUCCAAGUUCUGACCCUAAAAUCGAACUUUUCUAACCUGAUACUCAAUCUGACUCUAAACACCCCAGCUCCCCUGAUCUGCUCAGCUCUCCUGCACUUAAAGAGUGUUAUUAAGAGGUGAUGAAACAGAGUGGUGAACACGGCCCUGUCUGAACUUUCUAAAAACGUGUCGCUGGUGUCAAAUUCAAAACAGGCAGACGAUUAAAAAAAAAGAUACGUGACAUUUCUCUGCUUCAGCUUUUUCCAGAUGAUAUAGAGUUUCAGUGUUUUGGGAAUCAUCAAGUUUUGUGUCCAUUCAACAUCCUCUUAAAGAAACCGGCUGUUUUUUUCACUUUAGCGGCUCGGUGCACCUGUAAAACUCUGCUGCAGCUGUUUAAACUGCUGCACUCACUUCUGCUCAUGCUUUCUGUCCACAAUAAAACCGUUUGCUGCUAUUUUCUUUACGGCUCUCCGGGGUUAGAUCACGUGCAAAAUGCGAGGAAGAGGUUAAAGUGUUUACACACAGGCAGUGGGUCAUUUUUCUGUUUUACAGCAGCUGCACACGGAGCGAACAGGGCGAUCAUAAAGAGAGAGUCUGACUUCGAGCAGGAUUUCUGCACUUAUGUAACGCCUUGAUUGGAGCAGAUUGGUUUAGGGGAAAAAUGCUGAUCUGCAAACAGUUUAAGUAUGUCAAAGGUCCAAAUCAUUUCAGGGCUUAGAGUGGCUCAGUCAUGGUGCAAGUAUGUGUUCGAGUCUGCAGCAGCAACUGCUUCCAGCAACUGGAGGAGUUUUUAACUUGAAUUGAAAACUUUGUUUUUCUUGUGGUAAGGUUUUAGAUGAGAAGUAUGACGAGAGAACAGUUAACAGAGUAAAACACACUUUCUUUACUGGAGUAGACGCACAGAUGCGUGUGUUCAAAUGAGAGACUACAAAAGCAGAAGUAGAGCUGUGGUGUUUCCUGCAGUAAAGUUCAGUCACAGUCUAAAAGUAUCCCUCUGAAGGACAAACGUCACUUGACUUCUUUUCUUCACAAUCAUGUUUCGGCCUCUUGAUAUUUCUAUUAUGUCAUAUUUCUCGUGUGUCAUCAGAAAUAUGCCAUGUAUCAUCUCUCCUCUGCGUUAUUGUCCCAUUAGAUUUAAAUUGAUCUGGAUGGGAAGCAGACAGAGCGCAUUGAUGCAGAAUAGAAACAAUCAAUAAUUCCUCUCGAAUGCAUUAAAAGCCUAUGUAAAGACGAGAAUAUAGAGGAUAGAAAAUGACAAAUUUGUGAUAUAAAUGCUGGGAAGAGGUGCAUUGUUGUCAUAAAUCCAUGUUUGCAGAGUUUGGUAAAAUGUGAAAAGUUUCUUAGUUUUAACUCUGCUCUUAAAAAGCUUUUAAAUCAUUUCAAUACAUUUCUAUUUUCAUGUUUGUAUAUUUCUUUUUUUAAAUUAUUUCUGUUGUUGUAGCACCAAAACAGAUUCCUUUUACAGGUUAACAUACUUGGUAACAAACCUGUUUCUGAAUAUGAGAAAUAAAGAGUAAAUAAAUCUGGAUAUUCUGAGGAAAUGAUGAAAAUCUCCAGAUCACAGAGUCUGUGUUUGAACCAACUAUGCAAAAUGCAAGCCGUACAUCUGUUCACCUAUAAAGGGGGUAAACAAAGCUGUGACAUAGUUUUACAACAGCUUCUACAUAUAUAAAUAGAUAUAUCUCUUAUCUUUUACAAUAAAGAGGAAAAACUCUGGAAUAUUACAGACUCCAACACAAAACUUUGCUUGAAUGAUAAACCUCAUGAUCAGCAACAGUGAACUAGUUGCUUUUUUAGUUACAUCUAUGUUGUAGGUGAGACAUUAGGAGAGACAAAGUGGUGCAAGAAAACACAGCCUGAGGCAAAGACACACCUGGAGAAGCAGCACAGCUUUUAAUGAAUUGUUGUAGCCGAUCUGUAAAGUAAAAGGCUGAUAUAAAUAAUUGGCCAAAUGCUGAAUAAUCGCUUUAGGCCAGAAAGUCGUCUACCCCUAUUAAUGACACAUGAAUAGACCCAAACUGGUGUAAACUGUGGCCCCAAUUACAGAACCGCUGUGUGAACACAAAACCAGACCAUGCAUCCUUUUUUGUGUCGGAAUCUAGACGAAGUAAACGAGCCGUAGGCGUCCAAAAAGCUUCAGGCGGGGUGAUUAAUGGAAUCUCCCUGUCAGUUAUUACCAUGAUUAUGACCCCCCAUGUUCAUGUAAAUAUGAUAAAGGCUGGACUAUCACAGAGCUGCCUGCAGUGGCUUAAGGCAAAUAAAUACAGGCGGAUGAAGCACACCCUGCCUCUCAUCCUUCACAGCACAGCGGGCGCUCAGCCUCUCCCCUCAGAAUGUUUCACUCUAAAUUCAUCAUGAAGAAGAACUCAGAUGGAUGUGCAGCAAAGUUUGGCUGAGCAUGGAAACUGUGGAUCCUGCUGAAUUUAGCCGUGGACUGCAGGAGGAGGAGAGAGGAGAGUAGGGAGAGGAGCAAGAGGAGUCUGGUGUCUGUGAUCACAAGUGUGCAUAAGUGUAAAUGAGCUGAAUCAGAGAUACUGAGCCGUGUGAAAAGAUAAUUCAAGUUUAACAAAAGUGGUUAACAGGUUUUUUUUAUUCAGAGUUUUUAGGUUUUAUAGAGUUUUUGAGCCUUUUAAAGCUGCUGUGAGGAGUUUUUGAGAGGUCAUGAACAGACUAAAAUAAACAAUGAUGCAUCUUUAUGCUUUACAAAAGCAAAUUAGACCAUAAUUGACGAGUCUGACAAUCUUAGUAUUGUCAUUUAACUGCUGCGAGAGGGUAGGUACCAUAAAGAAACAGCCUUAGAUACUUUUUCCCAUCGCAAGCAUCCACGAUGAAGGAUAACUGUCAUAUAUAAGAAGACAACAGGAGGACAUUUUUGUAUAAUAACCAGGGUUCGUGUGCAGGUAUGGAAAUUAUGGAAAAGUAUGGAAUAAAUUUGAUCAGUUUUAUGUUUCCAGACUAUUACCACACUUCUAAAAUACUGUCUUCAAAAACAGAAAUGUGGGUAUUUCUAAAAAUAAUUCCAAAAGGUACAGUAUGGAAAAGUAGGGAAAUUCCAAAUGUGUAGGAACCCUGAAUAACAACGCUUUCCCAAGGAUGAGACUAAAUCACUAAUGAUAAAAGGGUUACUACUUUGUCCACUGGGGGCGCCAAAGUCAACACAGACAGAAAGUUCCUCACAGGAGCUUUAAAUUCAUGAGAUGAUGCAGAUGUCAAAUGCUUUAACUUGACGACUAAAGACGGCAGAAAAAUGAGAGUUGACAUGUCUCACCGGCAACUGACUUGUAUGUAAUGUUAUUAUGCAAAGCUUGUCUCUGUUUCAUUCUUCCACAUGAUUACUGUCGUCCUUUAUUAGAAGACUUUGAUGUGAACUCGAUGUGAAGGAGAAAACUGAGCUUCAUUCAUGCUUUAAGAAAAUGAGGAUGUAUUUUUUUAUGCCCUGUAGUAAUAAGAAGGUAAAUGUUUGAUAAAAGCACAUCAGAGGAGGAGCUGUCUGUCUGCAAAAACAAACAGGACAUGAGGUUGACUCCUGUCCGCAGAGACGGGGCCUCACUCAGGGACUUGUUCUUUAAAGUGGACUCAGCAGGCCUCUGUUAGGUUAGUGUAACUCUUCCUCGGGCUUUGCCGUAAAUUUACUUCCAAACACGAGAACCACAGUCACCGUCUGCCCUCCUCCGCACACAGUCUGCUUCCUCUGUGUACUCUACCCUCCACAAAUCUGUUCUUGAGGGGGGCAAAAAAAAAAAGGUUUGAUAAACAUCCAGUGAUGACACAAGAUGGUGCUGCGUGUUCCAGAUAGCGUCUUCUUUGUAGUCAUCAAAGCGGGAGAGAAGUGGCCUUUUUGUUUGCUCCCUCAGAGGCUUGUUUUCCAAUACCCAGAGCAGAUGGUAUGUGUUUUCCAUGGAUGAAUCACUGAGCUGGGUGGGUCUGCGUAGCUGGCCUACACUAUGAGAAGCUCGUUUGUGUGUCCUCCUGGCUUAGCAGCAAAAAUACACCUGUGUUUUUACAAAAAAAAAAGAGCUUUGAAUUCACCAGCUCCAUGUUUUGUCUCUUUCUGCUCAGACUCUGGAGGAGCCCCCCUACUUGACGGUAGGGACGGAUGUGAGUGCCAAGUACCGAGGGGCUUUCUGUGAGGCCAAGAUUAAGACUGCCAAGAGGCUCGUCAAGGCCAAGGUAAGUCACAUUUCAAAGUGCUCACGCUUCAAAAUUACAAAUCUAUUGUCUGUGUGUGCGGUGAGUGAAGGUGAGUGAAGAGCGGCGCUGCAGGGUCAGGGAGGCUCUUGUCAGGGAGCGAAAGGUCAACGAUGAGGAUCACACCGCUCUGCUUUAAUGUGCGUCCUCGGGGCUGGAUUAAAUAGACAUGAUCCAAAACAGUCCUCAGAGACAUACCAGAGCUGCACUGACGUCUGUCAGGUUAAUACGACUCUUCGAUGACACACUAGAGCUUCACACACUAGAGCUUCACAAUAAACCAAUAAGAUCUCGGUCAGGACAGACCCUCCACUCUCUGAGUUCAUAUUGUUCAUUACUGCAGGAUUCAAUCUUCCAAACGUUUGUUUUGAUGAGUGCUGAAAAAAAUCUGAUCCUUAUUCUCGUCUUUGUUUUCUCUUCUCAACUUUACUGCCUCUCUCAUCUGUCUUUUCUUCCUCUCCAUCCUCUCCUUUAUUCUCAUCAUUCUUUUUUCUUAUAUCAUAUUUCUUUAUCAUCUCUUCCUCUUUUUUAUCUUCUGCUCCUUCUCUAUUGUCUUUCUCUUCUUUUUCUCUCCUUUCUCUUCUUUUUCUCUCCUUCUCUGAGUGUGGGUAGAUUGUGUAGGUGUGGGAGUGUAUCAAACUAUUCAUUCAUAAUUCAUGUUCAUUAAGAUUCAUGAAAGAUAAUUGAUCAUUAGUUCCUGAAUUACUUCUAAAUAAAGUUGGUUCAAGUCAUCCUCUCCCUCUCUUCUGUCUUCUUCUUCUCCGUCUUUAUCCUCCUUUCUUGUCCUACUCUUCUUCUUCCUCUUCUCCUUCUUUCAAUCUCUCCUUCUCUUCCUCCUUUUCUUCUCUUUCAUCAUGUCUUCUCCCUCUACAUCAUCUUUGUCCUCCAUUUCUUCUUCUUUGUCUACCUUUUCUUCCUCUUUUUCCUUCCUCUUCCUCUUUAUCAUCUUUUUUGUUUCUCCUCUCCCUCAUCCUCCACUCCUGUUUCUUCCUUCUCUUUUCUCCAUCCUCUUCUUCUUUCUGUUCUGACUCUUCCUCUACAUCUCCUCCAUUUUGUCUCAAACUUCCUCCUUUUUCCUCCUCUGUCUCUUCACCUUCUUGUGUCUCCUCAUUGUUUCCCUCUUCCUCUCUAUUUUUCUCGUCUCCCUCUUCUUCUCAUUUUUCUUCAUUCUCUCCCUCCUUCUCUUCCUCUUUCCCUCCAGCAGUGAUGUUUGCAUGUGUUCAUACCAAAUCUUAUCAAAUCCAAACAAACAGGUGACACCUCACAUUUUUUAACUGCUCUGAAAAGACAAAAUGAUCUGGAUGAAAAAAUCUCUGGACUGUUUUUAAAAGGACAGGUCUGUUAUUUCACUAAAAGCCAAAAGUUGGACUAAACGCUGACUGCAUGCAGAGUAUGAAUCACCUGAAAACAAGACAAGACGUGACUACUGUCUCUGAAAAAGUCACUUCCAUGCUGGAGACGGGCGCUCUGUUUUGCAAGGUGGACGUUAAGUGAGUUUUCUUACCCGAGUGGAUGUGCAGGACAGGUUUCCUCUGUGUGGCUAACACUCAACACACAGUGCGGUGUUGUCGUAGUCACGGGCUGUCAAAGACGGUGGGCUCUUUGUUUUGGAAAGUGCGGUUGGGCUGCUGUCGCUUUAAGUGAAGGAAGCCCUGGUUAGGUAAGGUUACGUUCAAGUGCCAGUGGGCAGAUUUGGUUUACGGUGAGUGAGUCUGCUGCCCUUUACUCCCACAAUAAAAACAAAACCUUACAGGCUUGGUGAAUACAGAAGUAGACAGUAUGAUGACAGGGACACGUAAAAAAAAACAAAAAACAACAACUUAAAGAUGAUUAAAGCUCAGGUGAGGAUUUUUAUCACAUUUAUAAAAGAGACUGAAAUUCAUAUGGAUGCUUUAAAUAAUCUCAACAAGCGAAAGAGACAAGAUUCAUCUUUAUAGCAUGUCAAUAUAUUAGGUGUCAAAAAACUAAAUCAAAUUUGGUUUUGGAUGUGUGUAGGUAGGAGAUGGAGGACGGUUCAAAAGUUGUAGCGGCUGAAGUAGACAAAGUGAGCAGCUUGUGGAGUGGUAAUCUUCCAUGUAUCAUUAUCAAGGUGAACUGCUCAAUGUAUCGUGAUAUUGAUUUGAGGCCAUAUCGCUCAGCCCUAGUUUGCAGCAUCUUCCUUUUGAUUCUGAUAUGAAGCUCAAAGUCACUUUUUUACCUGCUAUAUUUUCCCCACUUCACGUAAGGGUAGCUGACAGCUUCAUUAAAAUGGUACAAACUCAUGGCCAACAAACCCAGGUCUCUUUAUAAUGUCUUACAUGUACGAAUGCUGGGUAACAAAGCUGACUUACAUCGUGUAAAAAAGGAAAAUCACAGAUGUUGGAGUGUCUAAAUGAGGGUUUUGUAAACGCUCCUACUGCGAUAAUGAUGAAAUGUGACUUCUUGUGCAGCCUUACUGAUCACUGCUUGGCUGUGACAGAUGUUAGGGGCUAGUCCCGCCCACCAGGUAACCAUCACGUCCUCCCAGGUGUCCCGCCUCACCCACGGCUGUACGCUUUAUGGCGAGGACAGCGCGGCUGCCGUUCCCCUGCAGGUUUUCUACCACUCGGAUGAAGGCGUUCACGCACACUACACUUCACUACAGUCUCUUCUUUCCCACUGGGACCCACUGGAGCAUCUGGAUAAUACGAUAGAGACAGAUCACUUGUCUCUUGUUCUGCUGGAGUGUGUGGGAGGAACAAAGAUUAGAUGUUGGCUUUUUCAGUGUGUCAAUGCGCUCUAUACAUCGCUCCCCUGACGAAACAAAGAGUAGGAUGUUCUCCCUCUUGCAAACCUGCUGGAAAAAUGAGAUGACGACUCUUUUUUUUGUUCACAAUGACAAACAACAUGAGGAAGAAAGACCCUGUGAUUUAGUCAAAUAUAUAUUCAACACUAAAAGAGCUAAUAUGACAGCCCCAGCUCAUUAAUUAAUUAGCAGACUCAUUUUCUGAGCGUGUUUUUUGGGGUGGUUGUAAAGUGAAUCUGAGCUGCGCAACACAAACGUUGAAACGUGGCAAUUAUUCAGCUGUUGUUGAGAAUAUUCAGCCGUAAUGAAUUCCUCUUUAGCUCCUCGGUUCAUUAAUCUCUGUCUGCUUGUUGAACAGAGUCGAUGGGUGCAGCAUAUGGCGCUGGUGUCUUGCGAGUGAUUUUUAAAACCCGGGGAAAGCUGUGUGUGUGUGACAUUUUUAUUUAUGAUGAUGAUCUGUACAAGAAGUCCUGUAAAAGGAUCUAUUAGCAGCGUGUCACUAUCACUCAGUGUGACAUGUUCAGCACUCUUAUUAUUAACAAGGAGCGAGUCUGUGCAACAUUUAACAAGACUUUAAAGAAUGAGCGCUGUCUGAUACAGACCUUUUUAUUUUACAUUAUUUAUCCUGAUGAAGUCAACUCACCUUAAAGGGAUAUUCCAGAGUAAAUUUAAAUUUGAUCACUGAGUGCAGCGGAUCAUUUACACGAAGUAAUAAUUAGGGCGGUCCCGAUAGAAUAUUAAUAUCGUUAAUCGGUCCAAAGAACAAACCACUGAAGGCUACAUUAUCGGUAACGUAUCGGAAGUAAAGAAGUUGUAUCGGGACACCCCAAGUAAUAAUCAUCACAAUCAUUUUGCACUGCAGACACAGUAGUUCUUCUGCUUUAGCGUCUCGGUCUGAUUUCAUUUCCAUGAAGAAAUGAUCAAAAAUGUUCUUCCUUGAGCUGCGAAACUCCGCUGCACUCGGUGAUCGACUCGUCAGGGCUCCCCCACAAACAAGAGGCUGCUGGAAGAGAGUAGGUGAGUUGUGUUUAGUCUCUUUGCGAAAAAAAUCAGGCAAAGUUAAAAAGAUGUUUGGUGUCUAGUACUAUGGCUGUGACCCUAUAUGUCCUGUUGAUGAAGUUAGGUGCUGUUCUGAGCAUUAUUUGUGGAUAUAGAGUGGCGUUUUGGUUGAGCGCGUGGCUCUCUGUAUUGCUAUCUGCGGUCGUUACUAAAGUUGGUAUAACUAGAGAAGCAAGCAGUCAGCAACAUUCAUCUCUGGAGGGGGUGUCUAACUCAGUGUUACGGUGUGUUUGGCCCUAAUUUAAUUUUACGCUGGAAUAUCCCUUUAACACUCUGUCCAAACCAACACUGCAUUGAGAGCCAAAACAGCAGCAGGUUCACUUCAGCCGGGAGGAGAAACGUUUCAGGAUUUAGUAGAAGUAUGGCAAAGGGAUGUGAAAUGUAGUCCAGCUACGGUUCAUUCAAUAAAUGCCUCAUCUGGAGUAAAAUGUAGGGCAUGCUUCAGUUAUAGUGGAUUCUUCUUCUGUUUGGCCCAGAUUGUACUAAUUAGUUUUUUUUCCCACUGAAGAGACGAGUUGUACAGUGUAAGAUGUAAAAACUGAUAAAAAAUAAUAAUAAAAAAACAGAAUCUGAUGGUUUUUGAAUAAUAAAGAUCCUAUAUUUGUUUGACAAACAAAUAAACUCAUUUUAAAUUUGAUGCCAGCACUGCAGACAGUCCAGUUUCUCAGCAGCAGGACUCUUCUACUACAGAGCCAUGUUGUCAGAAUAUGGUUACUGAUCAAAUGAAGGUCUUCCCUGAUAAACUCAUUGUCUGGAUGGCAGCAGAUGUUCAAGUAAAUAUGUUCUUCAAAAAAUGUGCCAACUAUCAAAUUCUGCUUUUAUCAACAUCCCAAACCUUAUUGAAUUGGGAUCAUAAAGUAGUAUAACUUAAUCAACUGUAAUGUAAUGAAAAGAAAUCACCGACUCCAAAGUGAAUUCCCAUCAGACAGUAGACACACCCUGAACUUGUUCUCUCUUACAUCCUAUAGUAGCUUGUACAUCCUAAAUAAAACUUCUUUAGUCCUUAUGACAGGUAUUUUCAGUAUUUUUACUGUGCAUCAGCCACUAAACUUAAAGCUUUUCCUUUUUCUUUUUUAAAGCGACAGAAAUGUUUUUUCCCACUCUCUAUAACCCGCUCACGAACAACCCUCCAGGCUCUUUGUUUGAAAGCUUUUUGGAGGAAAAAUCUUUGACUAUAAUGUAACAGGAAGCUCCAAUAAACCUCAACAUCAAAUCAUUUUCAGCACUGUGGCUUAGAAAUCCGGUUUUCAGUCUCACUCCUGUGUUCCUCGUUUCAUCUGCUGUUUGUGUGCACACUUACAGACUCGUGUUGAGCUAAGCAGACUGCAGGCUGGUGGUUUUUUUGAGGUUAUCAGGAUGGUCAGGUGUCACUGAUGCGCUCUGACGGAGGCUUUGGACUGCAGAUUCACUCCCCCUCCUCCUUGUCUGUGCAGAGAGGAGCUCCUUUAUUCCAGAGCAGGAAUGUUAUUAUCUCCAUAACGGAUGAAACGCUUCCUCAGGAAGCUCUUUACUCCUCUCUACUCCCCAUUUUUAUGACCUGACAAUUCAGCUGCAUCUCACACCGCAUAUUUCUUUCACUCAUCGUCUUGAUCCAGUCCUCACACUCCGACUUUGAUUGCUGUUUCUGUUACGUUUAAAGCCGACUGACGGGAGUACCCUCUGGAUUCAUUACCUUGUUCUGCGAGAUAUGGUGCUUAACGUCUUUCUGCGGCCUUAUACGCCGUUUAAUUCGGAACUAAUUCACAGUCAGUAAAAGUGAAACCAGAUUUCUAUUAUGAUUAUGUUACUAUUUUAUGAGGACUUGCUCUCAAAAAGGACUUUAAUUUCCCCCAGGAAGCAGAGAGGAGGCACAAACGGGUGUUUUGACAUCUAAAACAGGGAGGGGCGUUCGUAAUACUAAACAGACUCUGUGUUUCUGGCUGCUGCAACACUUCACACACGUGCUCUUUGGAAAAUAUGUGACAGUAAAUGGCUGCGAGUGUGUAUGUGUGUGUCUGUGUGUGCCACUUAGUGUUGCCAGGUCGCCAUGCAGAUGCAAGAUUACCACAGCGUGAUCUGAUUAUGAUCCUGUGUGGCUCACUCGGGGGAGGCUGCAGAUGCAGAGAUGAGAGGGGGAUGGUCAGUCAGUGUCAGUGUCAGUGCCGCUCCAACAUCCACUAACAAAAUCCACCACAGGAGCAGAUGUGGAGCAGUCGCGAAUUAGGGGUCAGGUGUUCAACAAUGAAGAAAUGACGACAGUAUUGAAAACGCAGACACGUGCGUCUCUCCUGACGGCAGCAAGAACUCUUCAGUGGUCAUGUUGAAGCUCCACAUGUCAGUUUUUGUAAGCUGCUGCAGCUGUAAGAUGUCACUGAUUUCUGGAAGCUUAAAGGCUUUCAAACCUUGUGAGUCGUGGAUGAACAAUAUUACCCUACGACUUUAAAUAACCAGUUUACUCAUCACCACUCCAGCCUGCUGUCUUUACAGUGAGGGAAAACCCAACAACAACAAUCCCGACUCCCACGCACAGGCUGCGACAAAUAAAUCAAUGUAUGACAAACACUGACAGGCUGACAGUGCAGGUAUAGUGAGCACAGACACAGAUAGCUGCUAAUUAGUGCUUACAUAAUAGAAUAAUGUUAGAGUUUGACUGAGUGUAAAAACUAAGUGUCAGACUUCUUGGACGGUCUGUUGGUUCAAUAAAGCUCACAGCAUGACAGAUUGUUCUCUGAGAAUUACUUUCAAAAAAUAAAAAGUUCAGGGACUGAAUCAGCAGACAGUUAACAGCCACCACCUGUCAAUCAAAGAGGCCAUACCUUCAGUUUUGCAGAAAUAUAAAGACCCACUUAGGUAAAAGCUUAGUUUUCUCAUGAUAUGUCCUGUAGCAUCAGAAAAAUACAAGAAAAACAAGUGCCAAAUUGCAUUUCUGAGUAUUUCUGCAUUCAAAUCUCUGAAUAUCUGGCAGACCCAAACAGAAGAGUCAGAUUCAGUGAGAUUUCCUACGUCACAAAUCCAAGCUCCGCCCCUGGAGCCCCGCUAUGCAGGCCAGACUUGGAGACAUAAAGAAGACAGUCGCGGAACAAGCGUGUGCGUUAGCGAAUUGCAAUGCUCCUAAGGAAGCUAAUUAGAUAUUAACUUUUAUCAUGCACCCAAAGACAUUAGAGUCAAAGAGCUGAAUAGCUCCUAUAUUACCUUCUUCUUCUUCUAUACGGGUAAUGUUGGGCUGCAAGCUAACAUGAAGAAGAGUGUGCAGAGCAGCGCUGUCUCCGCCCACGACUCAGAGGUGAAUUACUAAUGAGCUACUGGAGCUCUGCAGAAGAAAAGACCUUGAAAAUGACACAGGUGACGUGAUUUUGGCUAAAAACUUCAUAAUCAUAAUUUAAAGACCACUGAGAGUACACUUUAGGUGGUAAAAAAAACGAUCAGAGUGGGACUUUAAGGUUUGAUAUAAGUGAGACCACUAAGUUACUGUAAAACCUGGAAUAUAGGUCACACCAGAAUAUGAGACACAGUCCUCCUACAUCAUCAUAAGGUUUUGUUUUAAAAGCGCCGCUAUAUAAAUAAAGUCUAUCAUCAUCAUUAGUAGUAGUAGUAGUAGCAGGUGGUUCCACCAGCGCCAUCUUCUGAGUAAAACACCCAAACACAAUCAAAUCACAUGAGCUGCAGAGACCCGAACUGUCUUUGACCCAGACUGCAAACAUGUUGAUUUCUGCUGUUCAGUUGUAGAUUUUAACAUGGAGCUCUAUGUGGAUUCACUCACUUUAGGGGGCAGCCUCUAGUGGCCGCUGGGUGAACUGCAGUUUUCUGUGUUUGUUUCAUUUCUCAGGCCUGUAAAUUGCCUCUUGGACAGAGUCCAUCAGUGUAAUCAGUGUGUAGCUGUGAUAAAGUCCUGCUGCUGCUGUGAGGACGAAGAUUGAUGUGGCCCGGUCGGACCUUUGGGGAAAUGUUUGUUUGUGGCUGUUACUGAUUCUCCUCUCCUCUGUCCUCCUCCUCCUCAGGUGACCUUUAAACCAGAUCUAUCCACGGCGGAGGUUCAUGAUGAAAACAUCAAAGGACCUUUAAAGGUAAGGGGGAGGUGGAUACUGUCUCACGGUCAGCUGCAUCAUGAGACAGAUUAAUUACUCCUCUUGGUGUUGUUUAUUUAGUCCCUGUAGAAAAAGCACCAGAGAAGGGGUUAACAAAGCAUUGACUCUGUAAUUUAAUUUCAUCUCAAUUAAGAUCUUUGUGGCAGCAAUAUGGCCGCCUCAUUGCUUUAAUCACAUCAUUAGAUUAAUCAUUAGCAGACGCCUGAUAACAGCCGUGUGUCCGUCCCACAGGUGGGUGCUGUUGUAGAGGUGAAGAAUCAGGAUGGAGUCUACCAGGAGGCCACAAUCAAUAAGCUGACCGACGCCAGUAUAUAUACUGUUGGUGAGUCAAUAACAGGCUGUCUGCUACCACUCCUCACUCUAAAGUCCUUUUCUCUCGCCCUGCAGUCGGCUCCUUAAAAACAUGUUUGUGUGAAAAGAAACUUCUGGAGGUGUUUUCCUGUGAAUCAGAGCCGCUGUGAGUUUAGUCACACAGUUCAGAAGAGAGAGGAGGAGGAUGGAGAUGUGUUCGACCCCAAGAAGUUUGAUUUUACACUCAGAAAUUUUAACUAUUUUAAUAAUCCAAACCUCUUAUGUUGUUUGUGUGACUAUUUAAACAUCAACUGUAAAUAUAUUUGGGUCAGGAUUAGAGCUUUUACAUUUGCAAAGGUCCUGUAGCUCGUCCGCUAUUUCUGCUCAUAUUUCCAUUUAUUUUCAUCGUGCUCGUCCCUCUACAGAGCUUAACAAACUUUCCUUCUGUCUCAUAUUUCCAUCUUCCAGCACAGCAUUAAGUCAAAUCUUCACAAGUGUUUUUGUCUUAUUUCGAGUAAUAAAAAUGUCUCAUUAAGCUUAAUUAAAUCCAAAUUUAGCUGACAACUCAAGAGAAAUGUCUCACUUUGAGAUUUAACACGCCAAAAAAUAAGACCUGAAUUGCUUGUAAUGUGUGAAACAAUAAAUCUGCAGAUGGAAUAAAAAGAAGUGCUGUCAAGUUUUUAAAUAAGACCCUGAUAUUACGAGAAAGUUGAAAAUUAGAUUUUUCUUAUUCCAGUGGCAGAUUUUUUUUUUUAUUAAUCAUUUUGAACUAAGACAUUUCUUUUGACUUGUCGUUCAAUCCCGAUAAAAUUACGUCUAAUGAGACAUUUUAACUUGAAGACUUGCUCAGAUUUUUCUUUCACCUCACCGUUUUUUCUGAGCACAAUCAGUCAAUAUCACCGCUGUGACCGAAUAACUGUAGUUGGCAGAAAUAAAAGUUAGGGAUGCACAAUGUUAUCUGUUCAGUAUCAAUAUCAGAAGAUAAAAGCUCAAACAUUAAUCAACAGAUUUGAAUCUUUCUGCUGAUAUUAUAAAGUGAUGCAUCAAAUAUGUGUCCGCUAGGGCUGCACGAAUAAACUGUAUCUGUCAUUUACGGCAGAGUCUGAGUUUGUUUUAUGUCUGUGUCUAAAACAUCAAGACUAACAGGUGAAUUUUAGUGCAGGAGACUCUUGGUGUUCAAAUGAGUUAAAAAUAAUGGAAUAAAGGUUUUAUGGUGUCCCAGCUUUGGCCUUAAUUUUUAAUAACUAUGACACACCACACUGGGAAGUGACUGGUCCUGAAACGUUGCAGCUGGUGGAUGCUGCUUUAAUCAUGGAGUCUGACUUCAGCGUUACUCAUCCUUGAUGUGACCAGGUAGCUGGCGCACAAAUUAAGAGAUCACGCUGAUAAUAAUAAGGGACAGGAAGAGUGCAGAAAGAGUAAAUGCACAUCAGAAAAGACAUCAAUUAGAGCAAGAAAAAUCAUCAAAAUGCAGAAAAUCCCGAUUUCUUCUCAGCUGUGAUGAGUUCUCUGCACUGAUUGGCUGUAAUUCAUCAAACAAAAUGAAAGAAACGGUUUAUUGACUUUUAUCAAAGACAUGAAGUCGAGGAUUCUGCUUGGACUCCAUUUCCAUCCAUUUCCAAUCACACCUCUUUAUUAUGAUCAUUAUGGUAAUGUCACAUCUAUAAGUUAGUGUGGAGAAAUGUUAUUCUUAGAGUCUAAGGUGACAUAUUUACCUAAAUCUCUGAAUUCAUAAUUACCGAAACUCGUUUUAGAAGUCAGGUGCUUCCACUUCUCAUUUUCUUUAUCGUGCACUUUGUUGUUUAAAAAGCAUUUACAGUUAAGAGUCGGAUCAUACAAAACACACAGAGUUGAUCCGUCAGCUCAGACCUCUCAGCAGCUGCUCGUCACUUCAGAGCGCCUCCGGGUUUCCUACAUAUUUCUGAAACACUCUUUUGGCACGUUUUCCUUCUCCUCAUUCAUCUGUCAGAAAACAAAAACAUGAGUCAGUCAGCUCCAGUUUGUCCUCCUUGUUGUUUUACAUUUUGGCAGCGAAUAAAAGAAGCUCAGGAUUUACAUAUCUGGGAUUGUCUUUAGGAGUGACAGGGGAUGUUCAGAGGGUUAAAGAAAGUCUCAUUAUUUGUCGUGUUUGUUGGUCCGUGGAGGUUUCAAGUCAGAAAUAUUUGAUGUCAGAUGAUAAAUGUAUAAAAGUCGUUCCUCCCUGUGCUUCUCCAUGUCUUUUAUUUAUGUUUUCUUGGAGCUGAAGGUCCUUGAAGCUCAUUAAAACUGUAAACCGGGACCAACAGGGACCUGACUGAACCUCCAGAGAUGAAGAUCAUUUGUUUUUCGAUAAACUCUUAAAUAAAGCAGAUAUUUUGUAACAGAGACAGAAGGUUAUUCUGGAGUGUUUGUUAACUUCCAGCCUACAUGCAGCAGCCUUACAUUUUGUCUCUCAUCUCCGCAGUGUUUGACGACGGCGAUGAAAAGACCCUGAGGCGUUCGUCUCUUUGCCUGAAAGGAGCGCGUCACUUCGCAGAGAGCGAGGUGAGUACCGUUCAGUCCUCCGGAUUUUACACCGCAAAGGCAGCUUUCUUUCUCUUUCGUUUAGUUAUUUAUUGGCACUGUCACAUCUUCACUCGCAGUGCCGGAAUUAAAAACUCCUCCCAUGUUGGCAUUUAGAAGUUCAGCUGUAAUUUAUUUCCAGCCAACGCCGACUCAUAUCACAGCACAGUUGUUAAGAAUCUGUCAGAGGCUGUUGGUAAAUCCUUCCAUUUGUUCUGAUAACAUCCCGGGAGGAGAAUUUCUUCCAGAUAUCGAUGAUAAAUCCUGAGAAGAUGACUCUGAGUCCGUUUUUUUGUCAUCUCUGCAGACACUCGACAGACUCCCUCUCACCAACCCUGAGCACUUUGGCACACCUGUCAUCGGCAAGAAGGGCAACCGCGGCCGACGAUCAAACCCAAUGUGAGUAUCAUCUCUGUCUCUGAGACGUCUCUGCUCUUGUCAAAGUAGAGGAGAGAGAUGUUUCUGCACCAGUCAGGGCUGGGAGUUAAAAACAUCUGAACACAGGAACAUAAGAAACAUGAAAAAAACGUAGACGCACCAUCACCAAAAAAAAAAACAGAUUGAAAUUGAACUAAAUGAUGUGUCUAAGCUGACCCCGUCUGCAGCAGUAGACGGCCUCGCCUACAUCCUGGUUUUCCAGCCAUGGAUCCCCUUGUGGAUGAUACACUUCCUGACUGUUGACCUCAUUCAACCCCACCUUAAAAAUAAUAAAAAUAAAGAACCAUCCCUUUAUGACCUUUUCCAGCUAUGUGAUAGAAAGGAGGAUUUACCCUCUAUGCUGCCUGUUACACUCAGAGCACUGAACCGUACUUAGACUGCAGUUUUAGACACUUAAACACCAUAUAAUUAACAUUAAUGAUGACCUGUGAGCCAGGCUAAUCUUAUAAAAGAGAUCCCAAAUGAAAUAGUUUUCACAUCCUGUUAAAUGAAAGACCUCAGGUCAAAGAAAUACAGAACAGAAAUUGAAAAAGUGAACUAUUUUCCACUCUUCAAAAGUUACACUGAGUUUCCAGCCCGAUGUAAUGUGUCCCGAUUUAGUCCCUAAAACUCCUUCAUGUGUACGAUAGCUGUUAUCAUCCUCACUGCUAACCUCAUCUCGCCGCACAGCUUUCGUUACCUCUCAAAUCUUCCCUGUAUGUGAGUUGAUUCUUAAUGGGAAGUUAUAGUAAAUAUACUGGUUUUAAAUUCGGGUGAAUAUAUUCUGAAUUCCCGGAGUCACGAAGUCGUGCGUAGUAAAUUUUGAGAGUUUUUCAGGUCAGGUCGGCUGUUUUGAACGCUUCUAACUCAGUAUGUCCACGCGACACAAACUCAAAACUUGCAUACAAAACCGCCAACAUUUGAAGGAUUUAAAAACUCCCCCGGACAGUCAGACAAGGCCGGACAGCCCCCAAAACAGAGGACAUGUCCGGGUAAAAGAGGACGUAUGGUCACCCUAUUUAAAUAUCUUUAUCUUAAGGUCACCUGUGUUAAUAAUGGCGCCCCCUCUGGACAAAAUGCCACUUCCAGCUCUUUGCUCACCUUCUCACUUCGAUCAUUAGUUUCUGUUUUCUGUUUUUGAACUGUGUGUGUGUGAGUAUUUGCUAAACUGAGCCACUCCUACUCCUGUGUGCAGUCACUCACCUCAUCUGACACCGACCUGUUUGGCAGCAGCUACAAACAUUUAAAGUAUUUAUAGGAAGAAUCGACCACAACACUGCCGUUCUUAUUGGUAGGUCUUGUAGGUCACGUGUAGGAGCGUUAGUAUUGAUUUCUUUAUGUUCAAUAACCAGGUAUAAGCGCUGAUCACAGUCUUAAAGAUUUGUGAUGAAUUACUUGAGCACAUCUCACACAUAUAAAUAACUCGGGUGUCUUUGGGGCUUCUUUUUAAGGCUGAGUAGUCUGUAAACAGGCAGCAUUUCAGAUGAUGCGUCUUAAUAGAGAGUAAUAAUAAUCAGGGUAGAAAAAUGGAUCCUGUGUCUGCCGUAGUGCCUCAACAGCACAAAUCAGCCGUCGUUAGCAGCAGCAGCAGCAGCUCCCUGUUCUCAGCAGUUUAAAUGUACGAUUUACUCUCAUCUGCAUCUCCUCACAAACAGCCCCCGAUGUCUGAAAGAGGAGAACCCACUCACCUCCUCCUCCGCCUCCGUCUUAAUCAGGCUGCGCUCCUGUGCGCUCAUGAAUCCUGAAAACGCCGUGUGAGCGCGCGCUUUAGUCGUCUUUGUGUUUUUUUUCCCUGCUUUGACUGAAACGCUCCAGCGGGUGUUUUGUUUUUCCUCAUGUGCCCACUCUCGGGACGCCGCAGAGUUUACAUCAGGGAAUACGAUCUGCUCAGGGCUUUUUGGCGCUGGAUAUAAUCAGGGCUCCUCCGUUAUAUAGAGGACACUCUGCUCCAUAAUCUCAUUUUCAGACACCCCCUCGCUAAUGGCACUCAGAGAAAAGUCAAUAUUACUCCAAACAUUGAUGCAAUAUUGACUUGGACUAGUCCCAGCUGCGCAUUAGCACCUUGGACCUGUUGUCUUCUUUUGCACUGAUACUGUCUUACCCCCUUACAAGGGUUGACAGAAAUGACUGUGCAGCAGCUUUCCCUUCACGUCUCCUCUAUUUAAAGAGUUUUUUUCUUCUUUUUGACUUGAUGUGGAUGUAGAAGUUUUUGGAAUUGUAAUUCAGAGAGGUUAAAUUUAAUCUUUUUCAUAUAUUUUUCAGGUAAAGUGAAAUAUUUCAACCCCUUAUUUCUUCUUGAGAAUCUGAAAUCUCAUCUCAGAUUAUUUCAAUAUUUCCUUCGGAUCUUAAAAGCAGAUAAUGUCCAAUAUAAGUUAAGUUCAUGUGUACACUCACUGCAUGUUUUAGGGCUCUUUAAAGAUGCAAUGGAGGCAAAUCACCUGUGGCACCACUGAGGUGUUACUGAAGCCCUGUUGCUUCGAUAGUCGCCUUUGGGUGGUCUGUAUUAUUCGGUUCUCAACAAUAACCUGCGGUUUUUCAGAGGGAUUAAGUUCAGGUUACCAGCCAAUCAAGCCCUCAAAAAUUUAUGUAUUUCAUUUAAAUCCUCAGUAAACACAUGAUAUAUAUUUUCACCCCGCCAUCAGCCCAAAAAUUAGUCGAUUUUUGGUGAUUUUUCAGGGUUUAAAUUUUUCAGUCCAAGAAUUUCUUUUGCUGAUUACAGACCUAGUUUUAGCUAUCUUCCCCUGUUUCCUGUCUUUGUGCUACGCUAAGUGUCAGCUGGCUCUAGCUUGUUAUUUAGCAUACAGGCGUUAAAGUGCGAUUGUUUUCUGAUUGAAAGCAAACACCUGUAUUAAACUAAAUGUGAACCUAUUCCCCGUCUAAUGGUCACUUUAUGUGUUAUAAACUCUCUCCUCCUGCAUGAGCUGCAGUCUUUCCUCCAGCAGGUGUCUGAAUAAAUGUUUUGUUUAUGACUUUGAUUCACAGCUUAUUUGUUUUUGUUGUUACUGUAGUUGUAGUAGCAGCAGCCGGGCUGAUUUACUGCUCUUCAGUCGUGCCAAAGAGUGUGUGAGCAAGACUUUAUGUACAUAUACACACACACACGCAGCAGACACACACACACACACAAACACAGUGUGUAGUGAGGCAUAAAAAAGGACACAGGAUCUGUUUUCCUGCUGCUGCUGUGUACAUGAUCACUCGGAGUCACGGCUGCAGUCAGGGCGUCAUCCUGAGUGUGGGGAUGACUGUCAGACAGCAGCAGACUGAGCCGGCUCGUCGAUACACUGAUCCUAACGAGUGAGCUCAUCAGUGGAGCGGCCCACAUGUUGGACUGUGUUACAUAAAGAUAAGCAGAACAUUUCUGCAGGAGUUUCUGGUUCUGUGGGCUGUGAGUCGGGGACUUUUGGAUCUUUUUACUGCUGAAAAAUCCUUAAACAAGAUCAUUUAAGCUCUCAAAAAUUUCCCCGAUUUUUCUUUGCGUUGGACACUAGAGGCAUCCUCUUCAAGGUGUUGAUCUACCUUGCAGGUUCACAUCCAAAUGUCUGUGCUGGUUAUACAUUCCUCUGGUUUAUCAGACUUUGUCUUCAUUUUUCAAAUCAAAAUACUAACACACCUACACGGAGGCACCUCUCACCUGUGCUUGUUUACAUCCAGGUAGUAGAGCAUUAUAGUAAAUGUUAAUCACAGCUGCAGUCCCAACAAGUGGCAGCAGUUUAGGCACAGCAUAUGACUAAUGAGAUGACAUAUGAGAUUUGGAGCAAUUUGGUCAUAAAAAUUUGAGUUUCGAACUAUAAGGUGCUCUAAAAAUCCUUAAAUUUUCUCAAAAAUUUGCAGUGCGUCUUAUAAUCCAGCGUGCCUGAUGUAUGAUUACUUGUUGUGCUUACUGACCAAUUUUAUGUGGUAAAAAUCAAAAAUAUGUUGAAAUGUGUAAUUACGACUUUGGUCAACCACGAAGUCGCUCUGCUUAAUGGAUAUUUGGAGAAUUAUGGUAUGCUGUGUCGCUACCUGCCCCGAAACUGGACCCCUGAGCAGUCUACAAGACUGUCUGACUGUAAUGUCUAAACUAGAAGUGUAUUUAUGUAAGGUAGUCAGUGCCCGGAGUAUAGGCUAGCAACAACAAAACAAUCUAUGCCUGAUGCGCCUUAUGUGUGAACAUAGACACGUUAAUUCAGUGCGCCUUAUACCCUGAAAAAUACUAUAAUUGAUCACCUUCAUUUCUUUAGUUGUGUAUUUAAUCGUCUGAUUUUAACCUGAUCUGAGUGUCCAGAAAAACAGUCAUGAAGUCAAACACACUGACUGUUUCUGCAGCCUGUUGAAUAAUCUCUUCUCUGUUCAUUUCCACAGUCAAGAAGAAGAGCUGUCGUCAUCCUCCAGCGAGGAAGAGGAGAGCGAUCAGCGGCAGAAUGAGGACCUGUUCGGCAAAGUGGUCUGUGUGGAGGGGGUCGUCACCGGGGACAAGAAGAAAACCACGUGGUAUCCUGCUCUGGUGAGAUCAUCGCCCCCCUUUCACUCGCUGCUCUCUGCUGCAUCACAGGGACCGGUUUCAGAUCUCUCACAGCACAGGAACAUUUCAUCCACAUGCCUGAUUGUGUAACCUCGGCAGGGUCUCUUUAUCAGCCGUGAAACGCACAUAGUUUUGAGAGAAAUACAGGAUGAACUUCUGAUUUCUUAUUUAGAGAGGAAAAAAAAUAAAGAUGACGUCUGUCUCCUGAUGUGUGCAACAAUUGAGCAUGCUUUCUUUGAGUCAUUUCAAAUCUAUUUCUUCCCUCCCACCCAAACUCAGAGCCACUGUUCACUCACAAUGACUCCAUGACAGGCGGCGUUUGUUUAUGUAAGUGUUACAAGCGUAGCUGGGAGAAUGGGAGCGGGUGGAGGCGAGCUGUCCCUUUAAACGUGUAGUCAGCAGGGCCCCACCUCCAGGGUUUGUUGUUCUUGGCUGUAUCCUGCCUGAGCUCCAUGCUGCCUCCCUGUGACGGCAGAGGAAAGUGCAGCACACACAGCAGCAGCCUGAUCGUGUUUACACUCUGAGCGUAUGGCAGAGGGGUGGAGCAGUGCACUUGUAAACGUCUCAUGCUCAGAUGAUGCAUGAGUUUAGCAAACCGGUGUGACAAAGCGGCUCGGCGGAGGCAAAGUCAGGGCUGCAUGGGAGAGAGCUGGGAGCUUAAUUUGCAGGUUUGCAGAGCGGCGUAUGCGUCAGAGAGGGAAACACAGCAAAAGUGAGUCACUGACAGUGUUUAUGUGAGAGCAUCCUCCCUGUAAGUGUGUGUACGGCCCCGUCCCAAUCUCCACCCUCCAUCCUGAGCGCUGAAACAACUUCUACUCUCGCCGCACUGCUCCAGUAAGCAGCUGCAGCUCGCCCCACGCAUCGCUCUUCAUCUCACUGGCUGGUUUGUCUUUGUUUCACAGAGAGCAUAUAGAGUAAUCCAUCAGUAUGGCCUUUAGCUCAAACUACUUUAUUACUCUGACACCACCCCUUAAGCUUUACUACAUAAACACACACAGAGGAACACCUCGCCUGACCUCUCCUCUGUCUCGUUUCUCCACUUUAAGGUCAUCUCCCCGGACUGCCAUGAAGACGUGACGAUGAAGAAGGACAACAUCUUCGUCCGCUCUUUCAAAGACGGAAAAUUGUGAGUUAUUUCUGUUAUUAAUCUGCUUGAAAACACAUUUUGUUUGAGUGAAUCUGUCAGGAAAAAAACUCACCUCACAAAAACAGAAGCGAUCUUUUCAGAAGCUGUUUCACCCAAAUGACCAACAUUAAAACCGGAUAAAUCAUCCGAGCUGUUGUGGAUUAAUUCUCCCAGUCAAUUAAUCAACUAAUCAAUUAGUGCUCGUGUUUAACAAUCCCAUCAGGAGUCCUGAAUGAGUCUUUAAACAGGGUGUUAAUGUUGUGAAAGAAAGCGCUCCCACCCUUUUUUUCUUUGUUUUAAUACUUUUUCGUUUACUGAACUCCCCGUUAAUGAAAAAUCUUUGUAUUUGGAGACUCUCUGUCAGGUUUUAUUUAUGUCUUUGUUGGAAACAUGAAGGAAAUUGUUCUUUUAUUGUUUAAAAGUGCCUCUAAAAUGGAAAUUCAGACUGAUACAGCUUCACCGAGGGAACUGAAAUAACUUAUUUAUUUUUUAUAAAAUUUAGUCACAGAAACUCCCUGAAACAAUUUAACAAAGAUGUCUUAAAAAGAUGUUUGAUUUAUGACAUUUAAUUUUUUAAUAUACGAGAUAAGAUGAGAGAAGAAAGAAGAUCCAAAAAUACCUGCAACACAAACGAGCAUCAAAAAUAUAUAAUAUAUAAAACAGGUAAAGACAGCUGAGACAUGCUGGUUCAGAGGAUCAGGCCCUUCUGUGCCUCUGACUAUCUACUUUUGUGGAUCUCAAGGCUGUUUGGACCCAGAUCACAUCAGCUCUAGUUUCAGGCUUUGCCCUCAUAACCUGCAUCAGCUCUUCAGAGGGAGAUAAAACCUCGACCUCCUUCUCCAUCAGUGCUGUUAUCAGUGAAGCUGGGGGAGCGCCGCUGAAUGUUUACUCUUCAGAUGUCGUUUUAAAUCAGUGAUAUUGAACUCAGAUCCUCUGUUACUGUCUCACAGAUUGUUUUCACCUCCUGGUUCAAACUGUUGACAGUUUAAUGCUGAUCUUAAAUCUGUCAGAACUAGGAUCCCUCAGUUAUGUUUUUGAUAUGCAUGUUAGGGAGGUUUCUCAGGCUUUUAAGGACACUCAGGGAACUACAGUUUGUGCACUUAUCCAGCGACUUCAUUCUGAAACAUCAGAGGCCGCUGCUUGAGCAAAAAUCCAUUUUUACACUGAGUGAUACUGAAUUAAUAAAAUUUGCUCUUCGUGCAGGAAUAAUGUUUUGAGAAUUGCAGCAAACGGCUUUAAUUCCUGAGAAUGAAUUUAAGAUAGAGAAGAGAGUUGAUGUUCAUUUUUCUAGACCUGAUUGAGGUUUUCUUUCUGUUAGAAACUUCUCAUGUAGUUCAAAGUUUUGAGUCCAGACCUCAAUGGCUCUUUUGUUCGUCUCUUUAGGUUCAUAUUUAUAAGAAAUUCAGAACCACUUCUAAAAAGUGGUAACAUUUUCAUAUUGUGUAACCUCCUAACAAGGCUUCAGACGCUCUCUUCCUCCCCUUUAAGUCCCUUGCUGUGAAGUUUUAUUUUUCCAAAGUCUGUAAGUUUCUGGUGGGUUGAAGUUUUGUGGCUCCCCUGCAGUCUGCCCUCGGUGUUUGUCAGAGGCAAAGAGAGGAAUAAGUCCUGUCAGGAGCCGCCGCACUAAGCUCCUGGUUUGCAGCUGUAGGCUCUGUGUGUGUCUCAAGUGUGUGUGGAGGAACAAAUCCCACUCUCCACAGAAAUGAAACUGGUGUUUGCUGCCAUUCAAAGACUCCCGUAAUCACAAAACAGCCUUGAGUCCACGAAGCUGAAUAGACACCCCGCCGACAGUCUUAAUCUGGAGCUGGAGACGUACUUCCAUCAAGAUAAGAGUGAAAAGUGUCUUUUAAUGCUUUUAUUCUGACUAAAGGAGGGUGGACGGCUUUUGUUGCACAUUAAGUCUGAGGCGGUUUUGUUUUCUGUUCUGCACUCAUCAGCGAAACGAGUCAAUCAGGAAAACUCACAUCAUGUUCAAGUUUCAGUUUGAGUCUUUUGCUUUCACACAGAGGGACUAACAAAGAAAAAGAGCGCUCAUCUGUUACACCGUACAAAGCUCGGUUUGUGCAGUGAUUUUUCAUUUGCACAUGAAUCGGCGGCAGCUCCACACUUGUGUGCGUUUGGAAAAAUAAUAGGACAGCUGUGAUACUUCUGCACCGUUUCCUUUUUUUUUUCAUCUGCUUCUUCAUUCUUUCACACACGCUCCAUUUGUCCGUGUUUAUUAUUGCAGGUUUUUAUCAUCCGUGUCAGCCUCUCUUCCUCUAUUAUGGCCCAGUUAUUCCAACGUGCCGCUCCCUCUGUGAUCUGUUUAUGAAUACGGGGUCACAUCCAGAAGCCAUGUGACCUCUCUCUGGCUCUGCGGCGGGGUCAGCGUGUUCGUUUUCCUCUGGAGAGUUUGGUAUUGUUAGCGAUAACCAUUCAGCGGGCCGCUUCAAAAACAAUGGCUUUGGAAAGCAGGUUCACGUCCAGCAGGGAGACAGGAGUUUUCAGGAAGUGGUUACUCUGAUUUAGCCAGAUCUGGUUACUGUAGUAACAAUGGAAACAGAGGCGUUUAUUAUUUCUAGGCUGGCUGGCUCACAAAGGGGUCUGCGGUGUUGACGUGCUUAAAAAGUGCUCUUAAAUCACCGUGUUUGUUUUGAACUUUCAAAAACUCACCAUGAAAAUAAAGUGGCGAUCUUAUUUAUUCGACCGAGGGAAAACACGCGGUGUCACGAACCGACAUAAAACUGUGUAACCUCAUUUAGGAGCUUAUUCAUGCUGGUGUGUUGAAGAAUUAGCUAGUGGAGCAUUUUUAUCUUUAGAGACAUAAAAAUCACAAUAAACCUGCUGUAGCUUCAUCCCUCUCUCUCUCUGUCUCGAGUGUUUGCCUGUACUCAUGCUGUGCAGCAGUCCUGUAGUCUUUUUUCUGCGCUGUAAAGUUUUCUUACUAGAACUGGAAUCAACUAAAUGAAUUCUUGAUCGACUAAAACCCUAAAAUUUUCGAUCUACGAUGCGGCUCGGCGGGGUGCACAUAUACUUAUAUCAACACAAGCAGGCGGUUAAACGCAAAAGGCAAGUUAGGAAGCAAAAAGAAAUGUUCGGCAAACCACCGGAUGUUGAUUAAUUUAGACGCUUGUCAACCUUCCUGUCUCCUGCCAGUCUCGGCCGAAUCCAAAAUGGUGAAAACAAGAUGGGUGUACCGAGGCAGGCUGUUACCAUAAACUGUAUAUAGAAUGGACGCCGUCUGCCUCCUCGCUGGGUAAAGCCACUCCGAGAACAGCACCCUCUGUUGGCAGGCUGCAGUAUAGGUCAUAAAUCCUGCCUCCACCAGCAAUCCCUAUGGAGCUGUGGACAAACUUUGGAAAUAACAAACGAGUAAUUCAGCUGUCAGCUAUCACCAAUCAGAAUUACUGUGUCUGAGUGUAGUUAAAAGUGCUUGUACUAUGUUUCGUGCAAUAAAAUAACCAUUAUUGUCGGUCUACAGGGGAAAAUGUGCUCAUUGUGAAUCUGGUUUUUAUUACUGAUAGUGUUUAUAUGGCUGUUUUCACCUUUUGUUAGUCACUUAAUGACUAUUUUUGAAGGUAUAAUGUGCAGAAAUGUGAAUAUUUACUGAUAUCUGGUGCACAUAUUCCAAACUCAAACACCUUCUGCUAAUAAAGUAUAAACCUCAUAUUGUCCAGGUUUCACCAUCCGUGUGAGUCAUGAAUGGCUAACGUGUAUCACGUGGUUCUUCCACUUUUCUGCUUGAGCUGUUUUUUUUGCUUUAUAAGCAGCAGCUGGUGGUCGAGUGUGAAAACAAACAGCUUACUGUCUGAUCUGGAUUUGUCUCAAACACACCCCAAAAUUUUGAGUCUCAAAGAAGAUCAAAUGUUUUGUCUUCAUACUUCAUUUGACAUCAAACAAAAAAGGAUCACUGGCCCAGGCACCCCAUGAAUAUAGAGCUCAAAGUCUUUGUUGUAGUGGCUGCUGGUUCGAUUCCUGGCUGAAAGUGUAACAAAAACAGGUGUAUGGUGAUUCUUUUUGUAGUUUAGCAGGUCCAAAAAAACAGAUGACUUAUAAAUCAGUUAAAUUAACUAGAUCUGUAUUACACUGCAAGAGAAAUGUUAUAAAUAUCAGCACUAAUGUUAUUGUUGGCUGAAUUAACUACUGUGUCCACACCUCAGAGCUGCCACAGUGGAUGUUAACUCUUCUUCUGGUAUUUGAGAUGAUCUCAUUUUUAGUCAUUUUUGCACAUUUGUGUCUUUUCUCAUCUUCAAACCAGAUAAUUAAAAAAAGAGAGAUCAUCCUCAGGAGAUAUUUCAAACCGCAGGUGUCAGUUUUCCUCUGAGCUCUGUCUUUUUUGAUUUGCUCCAUGACAAAUGUAUGAUUGGAUCGGCUCAGCUGUCUGCAGAUACCACAGCAAAUCGUCUCUCUGUCACACUCUCCAAACCCCUGACUGCUUUCAUUUUACAAGCUCCACUGAUCCAUCUAUCUGCCAAAGCACUUACACUCUGCCCAGCUGCUGCAGAGAUGUUCACUCCCUUCAGUCAUGUCUGCUCUGGGUUUUUUUUUUUUUUUUUUUACCGGUUGUUGCUGUUGCUGGAAGCUCAACUCUUUCAUUCCCCCUGCCUGUGUUUUGAUGCCAGCUGAACCUUUGUGUAACAACACUUGAUGCCACCUGUGUACAGGUAUUAAUCAGAGGUCCUCUGUUUUACAGCUACACGGUGCUGAGGAAGGAUGUCCGAGAGAUUAACAGUGAAUGUCCUCCAAAAGCCGACGCAGGGCUCAAACCAGGUGAGUUCAGUGAAAAGACUAUGGUGACAUGGAAAUUUUACAAUGUGUGAUUCAUUUACAUUAAUUCCGUUAUAACCAGUGUUAGGCACAUUACUUUUAAAAAGUAAUUAGUUAUAGUUACUAAUUACUUCUCCCAAAAAUUAACUAAGUUAUUAACUAAAUUACUCCACUUUAAAGUAACUAGUUUGCUGGAAAAGUAACUAUCAUAUUGUACUGUAUCGUAUUGUUUGUAUCGUAUCCUGUCGUUUCGUAUCCUAUCGUAUUGUAUUGUAUCGUAUCGUAUCGUAUUGUAUUGUAUUGUAUCCUAUUGUUUCUGAUCGUAUCCUGUCAUUUCGAAUCAUAUCGUAUUGUAUUGUAUCGUAUCGUAUCGUAUCUUAUUGUAUGGUAUCGUAUCCUAUCGUAUUGUAUCAUACCGUAUCGUAUCCCAUCGAAUCCUAUUGUAUCAUAUCGUAUUGUAUCGUAUCUUAUUGUUUCGUAUCAUAUCCUGUCGUUUCGUAUAGUAUUGUAAUUUAUUGUAUCGUAUCAUAAUGUAUUGUAUCAUAUUGAAUCGUAUCGUUGCCUGUAGUUUCUUAUCAUAUUGUAUUGUAUAGUUUCGUAUCCUAUUGUUUCGUAUCCCGUUGUAUCCUAUCAUAUUGUAUCGCAUCGUACUGUAUCAUAUCCCAUCGAAUCUUAUUGCAUCAGAUUGUCUUGUAUCAUAUUGUAUCGUAUCUUGUGGUUUCGUAACAUAUUGUAUUGUAUUGUAUCGUAUUGUAUAGUAUUGAAUCAUUUAGUAGCCUGUUGUUUCGUAUCACAUUUUAUUGUAUAGUUUUGUAUCCUAUCAUAUCGUUUCACAUCGUAUCCUCUCGUAUUAUGUUGUAUCAUAUCGUUUCGUAUUGUAUUCCAUCCUAUUGUAUCAUAUCGUAUCGUAUCAUAUUGAAUCGUAUAGUUUCGUAUCCUGUCGUAUCGUAUCGUAUUACAGUGAAGAGUCUGCCUCUGCCUGAGGUUCCAGUUCAGUCAAAUUCAGAUUUACUUCCUCUCUCUCUCUUUCCUAAUAAAUCAAUGUAUUCUUGGACUGACUGGAACAGACUUUUCAUAGAGUGCCCUCAGUAUGUAAAAACACUGUGCUGGUCUUCCUGCUGUUACACUUGGCAGAGCGCUCUUUCUUUCUAAAGCGGGCCUCGCCGAGACAGAGCGGGGAAAUGGAAGAUUUGUUUUAGUUCAGGGGAAUUCAGAGAGCUGCUGUCACAGUCAAGUCUAUUUUCAUUUGAAGUCCUUAGCAAGUUUUUUUUUUAUAUAUAAAAAGCCCCGGCUUUUCUGCUGCAGAGCUCUCACGCUUUUAUAAUUACAGUUAGGAAGCUGCUUUGUGUUAGACCAGUCUUGGUAUUCACAGGUGGUUGACUCACAACUGUGAUAUUUUCCGCAUUACAAAAGCGUAAAACAAGCAUCUGGCAGUGUGCUUAGAUGCUGUUUAUACCCACCUGUGACACUGUGGCUGAACGCUCCUGCUGCUCUGUGUCGCUGCGAACUCUCGUGACAGACUUUCAUGCUGCUUUCUGCCGCAGCCGAUUUUCUUCAUCCUAACGUCACAAAGGCCGUUUAUACCCUCCUAUUUUUGGGUUGCGGGUCUGUCUUCAGAGUUUAGAUAGCAGAAAAGGUACUCAUGUUAUUUUCAGCUGGAUAGUUUUCAGAAAUAUACUCUUAUUUUUAGUAUUUUCCUCAGAGGUAACAGACAUCUACAGUAUACAUGCACACAGGCCUCAUCCCUUUAAAACACACAGGAGAAGGUUUCCAUCUCCAUCUGCUCAUCUCUAUUUUUACAUGGAAACAAUACAUGAUGAUUUAAACAUGAUGUUAUUCUGUGUGUUUUUCGACAGCACUGGACGCAGCCUUGGAGUUCCUGCAGCAGUUCGUCGUGCCGAGCGCCUGGAAGACAGAAGUAAAAGAAGAGAGCUCCAGCAGCGAGGAUGACGACGAGGAUGAAGAGGAGGAGCAGGAGGAGGAUGCCAGUGGCGAGGAGGAGGAGGUAGAGAAAAAUCUGGAGAAAAGUCCAAAGUCCAAAAGAAAAGGUUGAAAUAAAAAAAUCCUGAAACUUUCUUGUUUUUCUGUCUUCAGGAGGAGGUGGAGCCGUUCCCAGAGGAGCGAGAGAACUUUCUGCAGCAGCUCUACAAGUUCAUGGAAGACAGAGGUGAGAGCAGAUAAAGUCUAUACCAGGGUCUCUUUUAAACCAACUUUAACUUUAAAAACGUUAACAUUUUUAAAUCAGCUUAACUUGGCUUUUAAGGUAUCUGAAAGUUCUUUAAGCAAAGAUUUAAGUUUCUUCUGCUGCACUUAAAAAUUUAUUUGUCAGGAUUAUUCAAACACUUAUCAGAAGUUAAAUCGUCCUGAAAAAUUUGUCUCUGCAUAUUGAUAAUAAUGCUUUUAAAAUGUCUCUAAGAAGUUUUUAAUUUUAAUUUAAGACUGUAUUUCCAUUAAACUGUAAUUUUCCGAUUGUUGAAUCUGAACCUGAAUCUGUAUCUCUCCUCCUCAGGAACCCCGAUCAACAAACGGCCUGUUCUGGGCUACAGGAACCUGAACCUGUUCAAGCUCUACAGGCUGGUGCACAAACUGGGAGGCUUUGACAACGUGAGUAACACUCAAACAGCUCCUCUCUUUGUCAGCUGAUCCUGUUUUUGACGAUGACUGACUCUGGACCCGGUUUCUUCCUCAGAUUGAAAGCGGCUCCGUGUGGAAGCAGGUCUACCAGGAUCUGGGUAUCCCCAUACUGAACUCAGCCGCCGGAUACAAUGUCAAAUGUGCUUAUCGCAAGUAAGUAGAGAUGCUCCUCAAAGCCUUCAGCUCUGCAUGGAUGUUGUUUUCUUUCUGUUUGCCUGACAGGCACUUUAUCGUCUGUUCCGCUUUAUUUUCGUGGAUCCAGAUGAUCUUUGAAACUGCAGGAACAGAUUAGCUUCAAGAUUUUCAUGUUUGAUGUGAUUGUUUGUGCGUCUCUGAGAGGAGCAGCUGAGCGGCACCGUGUUGACCAAUAUGUUCUAACAUCCAGGUACUUGUACGGAUUCGAGGAGUACUGCACCUCCACCGCCAUCACCUUCAGGAUGGACCUCCCUUUGAAGCAGGGCCCAAAGGGGGAGGCGAAGUCUGAGGUGGAGGCGGGAGGAACAGCUGCAACAUCCUCCACUUCUGAAGAGCAGAAACCCCAAGAGGACGGAGAACCUUGUAGCGCACCGUCUGUUGUCUGCAAGGUGCUUUCUCGUUUGAUACCGUCCGGUUAAAUUGUCUUACUGCCCUGUAAAAUAUUCUGUUUUAUUUCUCUAGAAAUUCUUAUCUGAUUUACUAAAAUUAUUUCGUCCUUCUCCAGGAGGAGAAACCUGACCUGAACCGAAACAAAACAGAGCCAGAACCAUCGCAGACGGAGGGGAAGGAGAGCGGAAACGAGGAAGAAGACAAGGAAGACUCGCUGCUCAAGGCUGACGCGGACGAGGGCUCGUCGACAGCUCGCCUCGGAGCGGACAUCGUGAAGCAGGAGUGCGACGAGGAACAGGAGAGCAAGGACAACUCUGGGUAGGUGGUCUGAAAGGACGCUCCCUCCACCAGGGCAGUAAAACAACAAAAAUCUCCUCAUGGCACAAACGCAAGCUCCCUGCAGGGCUCCUGCACUGCAUCAAAAACUCAAUCUGACCCAAAGAUGAUCCAAAGCUCUAAAGUCCAAAACCAGCCGAGGAAUUCACUUUCCUCAGUGGCAGUAAAACCUCAAUGACCCCCCCCCGACCUUAAUGACACUAAUUCCCAGUUUACCCACAAUCCCCCUCAACCUGCUAACCAGAGAGAGGAAGGCUCUCCUCUCUCUCUCCUCUAACUAAGCUCUUACCCACUGCCCUCUGUGCUAUUAUUAUUUCUCUCGGCUUAGUCGGCAUCAGCUGGCAGAGACAUCUUAGAGCACCAAGCCUGACUGCUACUGUUCACCUGGCAUGUCACGCUGUGCUCUCUCUCCCUCUCUCUCUCUCUCUCUCUCUCCCUCCCUCUCUCCCUCUGUCUCUCUCUCUCUCGGUGCACAAACAUGGCUGUGCCCUUCCCCUGAUCUCUCAUCUCUAUCUCUGGCCCCCCCCUCCGUCUCUGUCUCCUCUCUCCUUUUUUCGCUUUUGAUGUUCGGCUUUAUUAAAUGUUCCAUGUGUGUGAGUGUUGUCACCGAUGCAAUAGCGCCAUAGACGCCGAAACGUGGAGCUUCAGAGGCAGCACCCUUUGAGAAGAGAGAGUGGUUUGUUCUCGGUGCUCGUGUGGUUUGGUUUGUUUGCGGUCCAGAGCAUCUGGACGGGUUCUGUCUCCUGGGCUCGGACGUGUGUUUGUUCAGACUCCAGUUUGGGACUUCGCAAUGAGGACUGGCUAGAAAAGGUCGAGGUUUACAGUUUGCAUCAUAUGUAUCCUGCCCUUUUCAUUUGUUUGUGUGAACCGUUGAACGAAACAUCUGCAUCUCCGCUUGUUCUGAAAUACUAGAUUAUGCCUUAAACAGACGCCGACGUCUCGGGAUGGUGACUCCGGGGUCGACAUCUUCUCCCUUUUCUGACCAGAACACACAUUUAACUUUGUGACUCUGAUUCUCUAAACUUCUAAACUUUUUAUACCACAAAACAAUAACAAGAGACGAAAGAAGCGAAGAAAAACAAGCUCUGAAAAAGACAACAUGUUAUUUCCUGGUCGUUUUAAAACGAUUACGCUCAUUAAAACUCUGCACAAAUAUUCAGGGAGGUUCGGUUUUUGUGUCUCUCUGCUCCGCCCUCCAUCACAGACACUAUCAGAGUUUACAUUCCCCGGUAUCGGCUGUUUAUGUUGCUGUUUUCACAUGCAGAUAAAAAUAACACUUUAGAAAAAAAAAACAUGUUGGUCUGGAUACAACAUGUUUUUUUUUUUCACUUGAAAUUCAUGUGGGAAAAAAAAGGAUCUUCUUGUUUCCAGGAUCUACUCUUAAUAAACUCGUUUACAGUUUAUGACAGAGCAGCAAAGCGUGUGAUUAUGUUUAACUAAACGCCACAUGACGCAUCCUACACUACAACACACGCAAGACAAAGAGCUGAAUGAAACCUUUGUUCCCCAGAAGAAGACGCUCUCCACCACGACGCAAGAGCAUAAAACACAUACAUGACAAAGACAAAGACAUCAACAAGACAGUGUGUAGUAAACACAAACACAUGAAUGAAGCCAUUAAACGGUUAAUAUCAGAGUGUUGCAUGGCAAUGAUGUAAAAUACCCUCUCUAUUGAAUACCUGUUAAAAAGAUGACUCUCGUACUGGCAGGAGGAGUCAGAUAAAGGUUCAGUUAGAGUUUAAUACCCACAGAAACAACAAUGAAAACAAACCUCUUUUUGGAUUUUAAACAGUUUGACACGCUUAUUAAAAAAACAAUAAAACAUUCAGAUAACUCCUGGUCCUACAUGUCUGAAAACCCCGUUAUCUAAACACCUCUGUCCUCCUUUCUCUCUCUCAGUGCAGCACUUUGGAUCGACAUAUUGACUCUCAGCUGUUGAUCAACUUGAUAGAUAAUAACCAAAAAUAUCUAAUUUGAUUAACUGGCUCCUGGCCUCGGUGUUUGUUUUGUUUUAUUUCUUGUAAAUGUAGCUAUGAGACCUGUAUAACCACUCUUAUGUCUGCGAGUCGGUCUGUUAAAAAGGAAGUAGACUUUCAGGAAAAAAAAGUCUGCGGUGACCUCUGACCCCUGUAUCAUUGCAGGCUGUCAAACACUGAUGUUCUCUGAGGUUGUACAGACGCUCAGAUUAUGUUUUCAUCUGCUGCAGACAGACUCAGAGCAGAGGACAGAGUCUCCAGGUCCUUUUAUGUUCAUCAGUCCUGACCUGUGGACGAUUGGCUAUGAGCUCCAAACCAAACCACUGCACAGUGACUGACACACUGAAAUGUCCAAAUAAGAGAAAACACAGAGAGUAGACUCUGCGGAGACACACACACACACACACUUUGUCUUGCCUCCAGGUAUCAUGAUGUUGUUCAUGUUGGGCGGUAGUGCACAGGCAUAUUAAGGCCUCCCGGCUGUGGAGGCAUAAAGACCGUGUUUCUCCAGGAUCAUCUGAGCUAAUGUGGCAGCUUCACGGAUAUAAGACGAGGCUGAAAAUACCGGAUACACUCAGAGUGCAACUGAACUGUUCUGAAAAACAGACCGACUAGUAAUUCUGAAAUCAAAUUCUUAGCGGUCAAAAAACAAGCAGAUUUAAUAAACUUCUCUGCAUGAAGGACAAAACCAGCAAAGACCAAAAAGCUAUGACUUUGUCCAAAAGGGGGCGCCAAAAGCAUCACAACCCAUACUGUAAGUUCCUCUCUGGAGCUUUGAAAUGUCGACACGGUGUCCCCAAACUUUUCUGCACCAUCCUCUACACUUCACCAAAUAUUGAACAUAUUAAAUAUUAAACUCAUCCUUUGCUCCUUUGAGGACGCACAUCCUAAAAAACAAUCCAAAAACAAAAAAUUGCAUUUUAUAAAAAAUAUAUGUAUAUGAAUAAAAAUAAAAGAAGUCGCGUUUGCAAGAAAAGCAAAUCAAACUGAAUUUUCAGUUUGUGCGGUUUCUAACUUUUUAGUGUGUGGUUAGCUUGGUUAGUGGAGAUCGUGUGACUCUUCUGAAUUCCUUGUCUCUGUUUGAGAAGUUGCAUCAUGAAAGAUUCAUCAUCAUCAUCAUCAUCAUCAUCAUCAUCAUUAUCAGCAGUAGUCUUUCAUUUACCUGGUAGUCCUGUUACAAAACAGAUCAUGCUUUAGUAGAAACUGUGAGCCUCUUUUAGGGGUACCCCUUUUACCUCCUUACCAACCUUAAGGGUAGCUCCGCCCACUUUGGGAAUCGCUGGAAUCAAGAAGAGUCAACGUGAAUAAAAACAAAAAAUGUAAUUGAAAGCAGAUUUGUGCUUUUUGGAAACAACCUCCCACGAUAAAUGCUCUUUUUUUCCAAAUAUUUAUUCGAGUUUUUAUAAAGUUGUAAAACAUUUUUAUGAUUUUCAUUCUCUUGGUUAGUUUUGAUAGUUAAGAUUAUAAAAUAAAACUUCAAUAAAAAAAUACAAGUCGUAUAAAAGAGGGGGUCUUUUUCUCAAAUGAUAAAAACAGGUAAGCACACAGAGGUCCCGAGUUAAUGAGGUGUGUUUUGAGGAACAGUGUGAUUUCCACCACUUCCAUAAUUCCUCAAACUUGAUUUUCUGAAGCUUAAGAGAGAAAAUAAUUCCUUUUAAAAAAAUAAGAAUUUCAUAAACAGUCUUAAAUAAAGGGAGGGACAGGUUCACACCAGUCUUUUGGGUUUUCAAACACCAACAACAUAAAGUUUGUCCCUAAUUAAAACACAUAAUUUUAUCAUUCAUUCAUGAAAAAGUCGAUUUUUUUAUACCUUUUCUCAGAUUAUUUCCAAAGCAGAGAUGAGUGCUCCUGAUGUUCAGCGUUUUAUUUGUUUUUUAAAGUUCAGUUUGGAGUUUGGUAACAGUUUCUGAAGUUGGCUCACUUGGCUUGUUGUUGUUGUUGAGAACCAGCCGUCAGCUGUGAGAGGGGUUGUUGUGUUGUUGUAGUUGUGCUGUUGUUGUUGAUGUUGUUGUGUUGUUGGCUGCAGACCAAAUUGGAUCUGCUCGCCUCGCUUCCUCCAGACGCUGUAGUCUCGCUUUAAGUCGCUCCGCGCUGCCUGCCAAGCCGUGCCGAGCCGUGCUUUGCCGUGCUAACCCCGCCCCUGUGGCCCCCUGUGGCUCCUGCUCCUAAACCACUUACUGCACCGCCCUCCAGCUUCGACAUCUCCUGACUGUUUCCCACUAGCUCCUCCUUGUGGCUGCUUUGUUUCUCACAGUGCGUAUGCGUCUGCGUGCGUGCUCGUGUGUGUGUGUGAGUGUGUGUGGAUGAGAACCCCACGUAUGUUGUGGUGCGUGGACGUAGGGUUAGCCAGCCUAACAGUAGAGUUAAUUCCCAUGCAAGGUGAUUGAUUUUUGCCAUGAAAGACUGAUGUUUUAUUUCCUGACACACUCCAUGUUCUGUUCUGUGAUUCAGUUUGCAGUCUGCUGUGGGUUUUUUCAGUGGAAGAGAGUUAAAAGAGAGAGUGGGGAGCUAAUGUUUCUGUUUAGGUCAGGGUUUAGCGCUGUAGCGGGACAGGUGGAGCAGAUUGAUUAGAAAACAGGCAGGCAGAGAGACGGGUGUGGGUGCGGGCGGGUGUGGGUGGGGGUUUUGUGGGGCAGCCUAGGGCCAGGAAGUGCUGAACUGUUUUUCUUGCAGGGAUGACAGCAGUCAGGAAGGUCAGGAAGGGGAGGAGUUUGAGUGUUACCCCCCGGGGAUGAAGGUGCAGGUGAGGUAUGGGCGAGGCCGCAAUCUGAAGACGUACGAGGCCACUGUGAAAGAGGCAGACGUGGAGGGGGGAGAGGUGCUCUACCUGGUGCACUACUGUGGCUGGAACGUCAGGUAAGACAGGACCUGGGGAGAAAUCACCUACAACUCUAUUCACCCUGAAAAAAAAACAAAAACAGACAUAUCUCUCUUUCAAAGGAUCACCUCUACACAGGUGUCCUGCAGCAGAAACAGAUAACAUCCCCACCUCACAAUUCUGCUUCAGUCAGUGCUUUGAUUACGGAGAACACUGCGCCAUCUAGUGGCGGAAACAGAAUUGAGUAUUGAGGUUGAUGUGGAUCAGUCCUCGGCCUCCACGCUUUGAAUCCCCUGUCUGUCUGUCCCCCAAACUGUCUGUCUCUGAACCAACUCCACAGACAGGCUCGAUUUGAACAGAACGACUUUUCCAAAUCUACAACCUCAGCUCCAAAAGAGUCAGGAGAGCAGAUUCUGAUGGUUUGAAAAGCAUUUUAAACAAACAGCUGAUCGAAAAGAGAGCAAAGAAAUGUUGAAACUGAAAAACGUUCUUGAUCGAGGAAAAAUUUGUGCUCAUUUUAAACACCAACAAACUCCUGUGACAGUGAGGUGAGGUUCAUGAGGAGGUGUGUCAGAAAGAUGAUGGUUCUUAGCGUAGAACUGCAAAGUUAAAAGAUUUCAAAGACCCUGAGAAUUUUAGUUUUUUUUAGGUGACAGUAUUUAAAAAGAGAAUAGAUAUGACUCUGUAGUGAAAAUCACCGCAUGAGUUAAAAAAAAUACAUCUAAAACCGUUGUCUAUAAACAGAAUUAAAUUAUAGACGUCUAUGUCCUUACUGUGAAGGCUCCAAUAAUGCUGAACAAUAGCUCCAGGUUUAGGAGCAUCAGGACUCUGUAGUUGGAGUCACCACAUGGGGUUAAAGGGAUAAUCCGGCGUAAAAUCAAACAUACUGUAACAUCGAGUUAGACACUCCCUCAAGAGAUGAAUGUUGCCGACUGCUUGCUUCUCUGGUUAUACCAACUUUGGUAACGACCGCAGGAUAGUAAUACACAGUGGUCUGAGGAGCCAUAAACAAACCUCAACCAAAACGCCACUCUAUAGCCACAAAUAAUGCUCAGAACAGCACCUAACUUCAUCAACAGUACAUAUAGGGUCCCAGCCAUAGUACUAGACACCAAACAUCUUUUUAACUUUGACUAAUUUCUUUAACAAAGAGACUAAACACAACUCACCUACUCUCUUCCAGCAGCCACUUGUUUGUAGUGAGACCUUGGGCCAGUCCAUUACGGACUACAGGGGAGUUUCACAGCUCAAGGAAGAACAUUUAUGGAAAUGCAAUCAGACAAAAUGAUUAAUAUGAUGAUUAUUACUUCAAGGAAAUUAUAAAGAAAUGAUCAUAAAUGUUCUUCCUUGAGCUGUGUCACCCCGCUGUAGUCUGUAAUGAACUGGCCUGAGGUCUCACUACAAACAAGCAGCUGCUGGAAGAGAGUAGGUGAGUUGUGUUUAGUCUCUUUGCUUUUGAUGUUUGGUGUCUAGUACUAUGGCUGGGACCCUAUAUGUACUGUUGAUGAAGUUAGGUGCUGUUCUGAGAGCAUUGUUUGUGGCUAUAGAGCAGCGUUUUGGUUGAGCGCGUGACUCUCUGUAUUUCUAUCGUGCGGUCGUUACUAAAGUUGGUAUAACUAGAGAAGCGAGCGGUCGGCAACAUUCAUCUCUGGAGGCGGUGUCUAACUCGGUGUUACGGUGUGUUUGACCCUAAAUUAAUUUUACGGAAUAUCCCUUUAAUAUCGCUGGAACUGUCCUGAGGUCUGAUGAAUCAAAACACUCUUUUUUGCAAGUAAGUCCAGUUGUCCUUCCAACGAAGAGCUGGAAAUCAUAGAUGCUGCAUCCUCAGUACCACAUUCUGACAACAGGAAUUAUAACAGCAUUUAAUCUGAGCACAUAAUUUUUCUUAAACGAUCAAAUUCGACAGUUUCUCCAUUUUCUUUCUUUGCUGAUAAAAAAUUGAACAAACUCAGAGUCUGUUUUCAUCCCCGUGUUACCCGGGUGUUUUGGAGUCGAGGUUGUCCGCUACGACACUUUGAAGUGAGCUAACUUUGUGAUCUCUGAAAGGCCAAACUUAAAAACACUCACCUCUACCUCUCAACCCCCUCCCCCUCUCUCCCCUCCCCAGCGGGUCAGGGUUAAAGCUGUGCUAACUUAGAGUGUUAGGGUACCAUGACACGGAGGUUAACUAGUGCAAAACCAGCAUCUCAUUGUCUCAAUGUCGUCGUGUGGUCCUCUAGCACUCUACCUCUAAAGACAGUGGGAUGUUCUCUGCAUUGUGUCUGUCGUCGUCGUCGUCGUCGUGUGCGAUGUCGUGAAACUUUUUCAUUUCUCCUCAUACGACCCAAAGUAGCUCCCUUGGUACUGUUGGAACUGUGUGGAACAUGAUGUGUGUGGUGCUCGGUGUAAAUAUUCUUUCUUUCUUCAUUGUAAAGGUUUGUCUUUUUCCACAUAACACCAUGGGAUAUCUCUUCCUUUGCUGUUAAGGCGUUUUGUGUCACAGCAGCAUGUCGGGGUCAGACUGUAGAGGUGUCUGUCUGUCUGUCCGUCUGUCCGUCUGUGUGGUGGGUGGUGUGAGAGGAUUAUCUGAGCUCUCUUCACAGGUCUGAGUAAUCAAACUCGCUCUUUCUCUGUAUUCUGAUUUUCUUCUAGAUACGACGAGUGGAUCAAAGCCGACAAGAUUGUGCGCCCGGCCAAUAAGAAUGUACCAAAAAUAAAGCACCGCAAAAAAAUAAAGGUACGAGAUCCGCAGAGCGCCGACUUCUUCUCACCUGGUUUGGUUUCUCGGUGUAAAUCUCUAACCGUGUCGCUUCCCCCAACAGAACAAAGCAGAGAGGGAAAGAGACCGGCUGGAGAGGCUCAACGACAGGGACGUCCUCGGCCCGCCUAACCGGCUCCCACGCUCCAAAUGCGGCCUGAGUCAGGAUGUGUUUUCCAAGAUGGACGAGGGUGAGGACAAAGGGACUCAGCAGUCUCCAGUCAAGUCUAUAGAAAUUACUUCUAUCCUCAAUGGCCUGCAAGGUAGCAACACUCAUUAGCUCGUAGCAUUUAAAUGAACACUUACAGCAGAUCAGGAACUGUUUGACUCUGAAAUACUUGAAAUACAAUCCCCGUCCAAAAGAGUUCUGGGAAAUCUCGGACAGAUUCUGAUGGUUUGCAAAUCAGUUAAACACUAAAUUUAAUCCAGAAUGGUUACCUGUGUCUUUUAGAGAAGAUUUUAGAGUAGAGCAGGUUCUUAUUAGUUUUUAAAGCUCUUAACGGUCUUGGUCCUUCUUAUUUGUCUGAUUUGCUUUUACCGUAUGAGUCUAGUAGAGCCCUCAGGUCUUCAGGUGGUGGUCUUUUAUUGUUCCCAAAGUAAAAACUAAAGCAUACGGUGAAUCAUCGUUCCAAUAUUACUGUCCCCAUUUGUGGAACUAGCCUGGCUGGGCCAUCCUGUUGCGUGAAUCACUUGGAAUCACUCUGCUCAAAUGGAAUGAAGUCACUUCCAUCCUGAAAUUGGCCCAGGGGUGCCAAUUUUCACCAGAGGUGCGUCUCAAGCCCAGGAGGAUCCCAUUAAAUUUUGGUGGUGAUCCGGACAAAAUCGCUGCUCCUCCAUGUUGAGAGGAGUCAGCUGAGGUGGCCCGGGCAUCUGGUUAGGAUGCCUUUUGGACGCCUCCUGUUAGAGGUGUCCAGACAUGUCCCACUGGGAGGAGACCUCGUGGCCGGUCCAGGACCAGGUGGAAGUGGCCGGGGUGAGGGCCGUCUGGGCUUCCCUCCUGAAGCUGCUGCCCCCGCGACCCGGACCCGGAUGAAGCGGAAGAAAAUGACGACGAAACAAUUUUUGUGUUUUCUUGUUCCUGUCUGAACUUUUUUUAAGCUUGUUUCAGGUUUUGAAAUAUUUUUCCGCAGACAGUCAAAUUCUGAUGUUGUUUUUUCUCUAUUUUCAGUGAAAUCCAACAUCUGAGUGAUUUGCAAACCAUCAGAUUCAGUUUUGAUGAGCGUCACCCUAACUCUUAAUGGAUCUGGGGUUGUAGAUGAAGGUUCAUGACCUGCAGAGACUCACUCGUCUUCUGUCCUCUUUCUUUCAGCCUCUGAGAUGUCCACAGACGACAGUGAGCGUGAGGAUGAGGAGGGAGAGCAGAAUGACGAGGAUCGCCCAGGGUGCAGAAGCAGCCUCAGAAAGGCCCCUGCAGAGUCCCCGCAGACAUCAGAGCGCUGGGAGAGCGGGGCCCCUCCAGAGGGAUCCAAACCUCCUUCAGUCUCAGGAAAGAACCACGAGCCGGUCAGCGCAGAGAGCGCCGACGUCGGGAAGCGAAGGAGCCAACCAGAGCAAGAAGGGGAGGCGAGCAACAGGAAGAGGAAAUCAGACUCUGCAGCAGAGAGGCCCCCGAAAGGACAAUCCAAAGCUAAGACCAGGAACACCAGGAGCGCCGACUGGCUGCCUGGAGGGUCUCCGAGAAAGCUGGAAGGUGAGAGACCGCCUGGUCCUGGCGAGGAGAGCAGCAGCUCAGACGAUGAGGCGGCAGCUGUGGCCAAAUCCCAGGCGGGAGAAAAUGAGCGAAGUCGGCCGAAGACCAAAGGCUCCCCUUCAAAGAAGUACAACGGGAUGAAGGAGAAGACCAAAGCUGGCAGACAAGCGGGAUUCUGGGAGAUUCCUGAGAAAAGAGCGAAGAUGGCGGGGCCUACAGAGGAGAGGCCGGCGGUCCGCUCAAAGGGCCAGAAGGACGUGUGGUCCAGCAUUCAGGCCCAGUGGCCCAAGAAGACCCUCAAAGAGUUGUUCUCCGACUCGGACACGGAGGCCAACUCUCCUCCUCCUCCCGUCCCCUCGUGUCUGGAGGACCAGAGCGCCGAGCAGGACAUCGGCCCGGAGGACGAAGCCUCAGAGGAGCAGAUGGAGAACGACAAACUCCAGGAGUUCCCGAGCAGCGGCAGUAACUCCGUGCUCAACACGCCGCCGACGACACCGGAGUCCCCCUCAGCAGGAGGCAGCGCCGUGGAGGACUCCGGUCAACCACAACCCUCCUCUCCACCGCCAUCCCUCCCCGCCGCAAUGCCAUCAGAGCCGCUUUCUGAUGCUCUUCCUCCAGGGCCCCCGCAGGAGGAGGCGGCAGGCGGGCGCAGCGAGACUGACAGCAGCACAGUGGAGGUGGAGAGUCUGGGCGGGGAGCUGCCGGACCUCCCCCAAGACGAGGGGGCCGGUUCCCCCUCGAAGGUGUUUGACGUCAGCCUCUCCUGCAACAGCAGCAGCAGCUGCAGCCUCGAGCUGAGCAGCAGCAGCCAGCAGGAGAGCGAGCAGAAAUCCAAAGGUACAAAAACUCCUCCUACAGUUCAGUCUUUGAGUUUAUUUCUUAUUUUACAGUCGGUUUGUUCUUCACGUCGUCUCUACCUUUUCUUUUGUAGCGUCUGCGAGUCAGAAGCGGCAGAAAGAAGCUCAGGCAGGUGCAGCCUCGAAGAAACACAAGCCAACCCGCAAGAGCCUCGGUGUGCCUCCCAAAAAGAACAGGAAAACAGGUACGACGCAGAGACUCCCCGCCCGUCUUCGUCUCCACACAGCUGCACUCCUUUUAUCAGACACAGAAACCAGAUUCAAAGGAAAUGAGAUUUCUCUGCGUCAUUGUUCGUUUAUUUUCUCCGUCUCGGCUCUUUUCUCUCCUGCAGCCAACAGCAGCGACAGCGAGGAUCAGUCUGUUGAGGGCACGGCCAAACAAACGGCGCCCAAAAACAACACGCCAGACGUGAAGGCCGCCGUGUCGCCCAAGUGUCACGGCCGUUCUCCUCCCUCGAGCCAUAAGUACCACAAACAGAGCGACGCCGAGCACGCACAACACCGAGACAGCCAUGGAAGAUCUCCAAGAGUUUACAAGUGGAGCUUCCAGAUGUGUAAGUGUCAGAAGAUACACACCUGAGCAUCUAUUUACCUGACAUCUACGUCAUUAACACUCACCUGUGAUUCCUCUCAGCUGACCUGGAGAAGAUGAGCAGUCUGGAGAGGAUCUCGUUUCUUCAGGAGAAGCUGCAGGACAUCAGGAAUCACUACCUCUCCCUCAAAUCUGAGGUGGCCUCAAUCGACAGGCGGCGAAAACGCAUGAAGAAGAAAGAACGAGAAAGUGAGUCACAAGCUGUUACCGACACUUAGACCAGGACUAUGACACAAAUAGGACUUACCUCUGACUGGGGAUGUAACGAUAUGAAAAUUUCACAUCACGAUUAUUGUGACCAAUAUUAUCAUGGUUAUCAAUAUUAUCACGGUAUUGUUUAAAUAUGUUCAAAAUGUUAGAAUAACAGAGGAAUGAUAAGUUUUAAAAGUUAAAGAUGGGGCCUUAAAAGAGCCAGAGGUCAUCAACAUUAGUAAUAACAAAGUAAUGUGCCAGUGGAAUAAACAUGAACAUAAUAACAAAUAGAUAAAAUUUAAAUAAAAUGAUAUUCCUUAUUGUGCAAAUUGUAAGGAAAAAACCAUGACAAGAUAUAAAAAAUUAAAGGAAUUAAAACAAUGAUGAUAAUAAUAAUAAUAAUAAAAAAAUAUUAUAAAAUAAAACUUUUAAAUUCAAACAAUAAAAGAAAAUAAUCAAAUAGUGUUAAAAUGUCCCUACUUCUGACUCGUAACGUUCAGGUCUAAGCUGGUCUUGAGUUCACACCCAGCUGGUACGCUCGCCCCGGCGUCUCUAAACCGACUCUAACCCGCUCUGUCUCUGUCCCACAGGCACCGUGGCUGCUUCCUCCUCCUCCUCCUCUUCCUCCUCCCCAUCCUCCAGCUCGCUGACGGCGGCCGUCAUGCUGACGCUGGCCGACCCCCCGGUGUCCUCCUCGUCCUCCUCGUCUCAGAACUCUGGGGUUUCUGUGGAGUGCAGGUGACAGGACGCAGCCGCCGCAAACACACCGCACUAAGCACUUAACCAGCACCCCGGGGUUCCCCGCCCCCCUCUUCCCCUCCGACAGGACAGGACAGGAUGGACGGACGAGUCCACCUUCAGACUGAAACUACUGGGGCACAAAAACCAGACCAGAGACAAAAAACAAGAAACAAGCACUAUUUUCUAUCGACAACUGUUUCCUUGGCAAGCUAACGGCACUUAAGUGCACUUUUAUGAAGAUUGUAGGAGGAUGACAUUUGUUUCGAAAAAGAUGACUAAAUCUGUGUUUGGCGCUCUUCUAAUUGAACAUUUGUAAGAAUUGUUUUUUUGCUAGCAAUAACUGUCUCAUUUGAUAACGUAGUUCUGCUGAGGGGAUGAUUCCAGUCUGUGCGCUCCGAAAAAGUGCAGCCGGAGCUCGUCGUGUACUCGUGAGGCGUCGGAGGGACUCUGCCACGUUUUGGCAUCACUGACAAAUGAAAUGUCAUUCAAAGUCGAGCUGUUCUGAUGCCGAUAAAGAAAACGAGAGGCUUUAUGAUGCAGGGGAGACACGGUGAAAACACCUUUAUGCAGCUGAAGUCGGUUGUUCUUCUGCUUCCUUGAAACGGUGCUCUCCGCAGCAAAUCUCUCUCUACUGCCACCGCUGAGGUACUGUGGCUGCCACUGGGAACUACCGUUUUAAAAGCAGCAAAGAAGAACUGAUCUUAGUAAACACUAACAGCACAGUCACGGCAAAGAUGAAACUUUUUAACAUGUUUCUCUACUUGUAUUUAGGGAGGCAUUAGAUAUUAGCUCUGCUGUUUUUAAGUCCAGAUUUCUUUACUUUCAUCGUCUUUAAUGAUUUUUAAUCAGAGCUGGAUUAUCCACAGAGGACUUCUCUACUCCAGAUGAACUAAAUCAGUGAUUAACAAACCGUACAGGUGCUGAAUAAGGCAGACGUGUGUUUGACUCUUUAAGGAGACAGAUGUUUCCAAACAGAGCUCUCCUCGUCGAAUUAUUUAUUCUCUGUUUCUGUCUUUUCUGACAGAUUCCAAACUAGAUAAAUAAAUAAUAAGUUAAUGUAUAUAUCUUUUAAAAAAACAGAAUUUGAGAGAAGCAGGAUGCUGCAAAGAUUUUAAAGAAGAAAAAUUUUAAACAGUUGUUCUCUUAAACAUGAUGACUAAAUGAAAUACCAUAGAUAAUGUAUUAAAAUGAUUCUGAUUUAUCCAGAUUUAAAGGUUUUCACCUUUAAAUCUGGAUCAAAGUUAAAUCUGGAUUAAGCAUUAGACAGGGGCAUGACCAGACUGUUGGACUGGGGGGCCCCAGCCAGUGCACCGAGCUGGUCUGGGGUGUCCAAACAAAUUAAGAGCAUUUACCUUUUUGUCUUUUGUCUUUACUGCUGUCGUCACCCCGGGUCCUCCCUCUGGACACCCCGCCUUUGAGAUUUGGCGACCCAUUUUAAUGUGACACUGAUUGCAGCACCCUUUAUCCACAGGGGGGCGCCAAACAACACAAACUCAAUGAUUCUGGUGUUUCGAUGUAGGUAAACCUUUAAUAUUCGGCUGUGGUGCUCUUAGAAGAAGAAGAACAACAAAAACCAGAUGUUGUUUUGUUUUUGUUUGACCAUUUUCAAAAGUUCUCUAAUGUUGCGCUCCUGUAAUUGUAAUUCCUGUAAUCUGGUCUGAAUCCAGCCCUCUGUUUGGAUCAAGAUCAUCCAGAUUAAGGACCAAAGUUUCGCCAGUUCUGCUCCAAAGUUAGAGCAACACAAACUGAAAGAUUGGAUUAUCAUAUCUGAUCUGGUUUCAUGACUAUUUCUAUGUUUUAUCAACUCCUUUUUUAAGACAUGAAAGAUAAGAGUUUUACCCGAGCAGGUGAGACAGCAGUAAUUUGUAAACUCUUCCUGGCUGUUUAAAAAGUUCAGGUAUCAAAACAAAAGUAUCGGCGUCAGAACACCUCUGCUGAAGAAACGCCGUCAUGUGAUCUCACCUCAUGUGGCCGACGAUGCUCCUCACAGGUGUGUGGUCCUGCACAUGUGGAGUCAAACAGGUGUUGAUGGGCGGGGUUCAGCUCCACUGACGGAGGAACCUGGAAUGAUACUGUAGUGCCUUUUUGUUCCCACGGGGCACUUUGAGGACGGACAGCACUUUUUACUCCUUGACCCUCUCCUCCAAUCAGAAACCGGAGGGUCGGCUGGUUGAACGUCUCCUCAGAAAGAAGAGAGUGGAGGACGCUGGAUGAGUGAGCAGGAAGAGUGAUGGUUUUUAUCUUGAAACUGGAUCACCUGAAAUCUAAACUACUGAAGCUCCUGCAGCUCGGCUGGAACUGUGUGACAGUUGAAAAAUGUGCAAUGAUGGAGGUCAUCGCUUCAGUUCAUCAGCCUUUCAAACCAUCUGCUUCAUUCGAUUAAGUUUGAGCUCAUCCUUACAUCCGCAACCGGAUCAAUUAAAGGGAUAGUGGGUGUUUUUUUGAGGUGGGGUUGUAUGAGGUUCUCUGAAUAGUUAAAAUGUUUUAGGAAGAAACUGAGCGGAGUAUGGGUCAGAUGUAACCAGGGGUCGACACAGUUUAUUAAUCGAUUCGCAUUUACAGAAAGAAAUGAGAAAUUUUCAAUUUGGACCAUUACAAACUCAAAAAAGUCUUUGUUAAAGCGCCUUUACACUUUACAGAGCUGUUACACUUACAGUGCAGUUACGUCACACGGUCAUGUGAUGUCUAGCCAAUCAGAAAGUGUUGUUGCCGGGACAUUAGGAGAAGAUAGUGCCAGAAAACAGACCCGGAAGGAAGACACACCUGUAAUUUAGCCAAAAUAGCACUUUUUUAAAUUGCCACCUGUAAAUGAAAAAGCCGACACAUAAAAUGGACCCAAUGUCAAAUAUCGGCCUCAAUAAUCAGUCUAACUCCAGUUCUGAUGCAUUUUUUAGACGUCUGAUUGUAUUUUAAAGUAGUUUUCUUAAGGUAUCAGGUAACGGUGUCAGCAGCAGAGACGCUUGGACAGUUUUUUUAUUUCUCCCUCUGUGGAGAUGGUUUAAAACUGCUCUCUCAACCUUUUUUAUAUCACACCGUCUGAAAAUCACCUCGUCGGCAGGAUUCAGGAGCUUCGGAGGCCCCCGAAGUCUCAUAAUCUGAUCCUUUUUAACUUGUGCGCACAUUUACAGGCGGAUAAGGUGAUUCAUUAUCCUUUAGUUAUUAAAUUUCAUUGCUUAAUAACCAGUGAUUAGUUUUUUGAUUGUGUGAACACAGAUUAUCAUGUGUUGCACUGGGACUGGUAACUAACGUCCAACAGAAGCGCCCUCUGCUGGACAGAGUAGAAGGGUGCGCCCCAUGUUGUGUUAACAUGUAAUUAUCACCACUUUUAGAAGUCGAACAGCUUGUGUUUCUUGGUGAAAGUGCUGAAUUUAAUAUCACUUUGCUUUAGAGCAUCUCUGCUCACCUGCUCGAUCAUGGCUGAAACACGAGCCUCUGCAGUGUUUUCUUAUUCAUAAUUUUCUCUGGGAUUGAACAAAGGAAGCUGAGAAGGGCCUAGAAUACUCCUGCUGUCAUGAGUAGAAACAGCCUGUAGGAGCCAAAACUGAAUGUUUUUGUGUCUUGUGUGCACAAGUUAAUAACUUGUUUGUUGUUCCGUCUAAAACUCCCAGACCCAAACAGAUAAUCUGAUACUGUAUCCUGGAUGCAGACUUUGUUCUGGACUACAGGGUUGAAAUGAAUUUAGCGUCGAAUACCCACAAAUACAGCAAACAAACUGAGACAUCUCACAUGUCAGACUCUCUCUGCAGCUGAAGUUUCUGCAGCUGAGACUCUGACCGGCUUCAUCAAACAGGAGCUGCGCUGUGGUAACACUCCUGCUGUCAGUAAGAACCUCAAACAACCCACUUCAACAUAAAAAAGGACUGUCCCUCUCACAGAUUCAGCCAUGAGAAGACAUAUAUCCAGCGUAGAAGAAGCUGGAUCCAACAUUUGCAGUGAUUCCAACAACACAAACUCAUUCGAUCAAGUUUAUUUCUGCUUUCUUAAACAAAGAAACUCAUCCUUUUGAAUUGUACUCACGCCAGUCUCCUCUCAUACUCAUCCCUACCAAAAAAUAAAAAGUGAGUUUCUGUUUCUUCUCUCCGACCAGAUUAAAGGUAAAGAUAUUGUAAAUGUGCAUUUAUAUCAUAAAGUGACGUAUGUGUGUACAUUUCUGAAGACAUCUCCGGUGUUUCCUUUGUAUAGACCCCUGACUGUACGAUAACCUGAAGUUACAUUUGGUUUGGCACUUGUAUGUAAUUGUAUGCUUUUGUUAUACAUUUGUAUAUUGAGAAGUGUUUUGAGUCAAGCUAUUUAAUAUCUUGCACUGUUAAUAACAUGUACUUUUCUGUACAGACAGUUUUACGGUUUUAACUGUAGUUUGAGUGUAAAUACUGAGGGUUACAGCAUGUUUGUUCUCCCCUUUUUGUUCUCCUCUAGGAACAGAUUGAUUUGACCUUAUUUCUUUUGUUUUUGUUCAUACGUUUCAGUAGUUUUUUUUCCUCCUCCCUUUUGUAUUUUACGUUUUGCUUUCGUUUGUUUUCUAGAGCUUGUGCUUGUAAGAGAAGUAUGGAGGUUUGGAUGCUGGUCUGACGCUGUAUGAAAACGUUUAUUGAGAACGUUCUGGGUCACAGAUUAAGAGAAAGUAAAAGGAGCUUAUUGAAAAAUGCUCGAUAGUAUUUAUUAGGCUCAUCUGAUGAUGGUCGAUGUGUAAUUUAUUGUAAAAAUGUAAGCAAAGCAGAAAAGCCUCUGUUUGAAAUAAAUGCCAUAGUUUGUGAAGUAC
Messenger RNA from Xyrichtys novacula (pearly razorfish), 68245 nucleotides. NCBI's taxonomy places the organism in Eukaryota, Metazoa, Chordata, Actinopteri, Labriformes, Labridae. The record is from the annotation of a GenBank genome assembly.